This is a messenger RNA of Xyrichtys novacula (pearly razorfish), 56746 nucleotides long. Lineage: Eukaryota; Metazoa; Chordata; Actinopteri; Labriformes; Labridae. The record is from the annotation of a GenBank genome assembly.
AUGGCGGACCGUGAGGCGUCGCCGAUACCGCUGGAGAUCCGAGCCCGGCUGGCGGAGCUGGAGCUGGAGCUGUCAGAAGGUAAGAAAUGAUUAAAUUUAGGCGAAAAAAGCGCAAACCUCCUCCUCCCCCCUCUCUCUUCCCCCUCCUUCUCCUGUUUUCCCUCGUUAUCCCGUUAUCUCAUCACCACCACCACCAUCAUCAUCAUCACCAUCCACACCGGGAGCCUUCCUACUAACGGAAUCUAACCGUUCAUUCCUGCGGCCCCCUCCUCAUCCUCCUCCUCCUCCUCCUCCUCUCGUCCCCUCCCGCUCCUCCCAUCCAGAUGUUUGUCAGCCAGGAACCGGCCUGGCCAACUCUCUGUAGCCGGGAGAGGGUGAGGGCUGAGCGGGAACACACUGCGGGAUUCGGCCGCUGCUCUUUGUCUCCUCGGAGGUGCAGCUUCGAGAAAUCACAAACACCCGACCGGGCCUGUCCGCCCGAUCUGGGUCUGAAUCCAGCCCGUUGUUUGACCUUGAGAUGUUGACACAAUCAGCCUACCUGUGUGCGCGUGUGAUGCUGUGUGUGAUGCUGCGUGUGUGUGUGUGUGUGUGUGGAGUGGGGUUAAUAAUAGCAGUGCGUGACAGAGAUGCACAGAGAGGCAGUUUGCCGUUUGAUGCCCGUGAUCUCAGCCCCCUGCCUCUGUGUUUCUGGGGCCUGCAGAGCAGCUGAGGAUGAAGAGGAUGCCUGGGAAUAUUUCCCUCCCUCCCAUCUUCCUCUCCCUCUUCCUCUUUUCCUCCACCAUGGACAGAUGCACAAACUCUCUUUCUAUGGGCCGUUGAAUCCCAAUCACAGCAAUCCACCCUGCUGUUAUUUCGGCAUCUCGGAUAAGAAGAGGGCAUUUCUGCCUUAUAUAAUGGGGAUGGCAUAUUUUAUUCAUACAGGCUCGGGAAGGCCUACAUAGUGAAGGGAGAAGCCUAGAUACACGCUGGAUGUGAGCCACCCUGUUGCCUGAAAUGUUUCAUUUAUUGUGGAUAAAUGUACGUGAGAGCUCGGGUGGUGUGGUGCAGCAGACUAGAGUUCAUUAUGUGGGAAAAAUCUUCCUCGUCCGUCACUCUUGUCAGGUCUGCAGUAAAACCAGCAUCACCUGCAGUGAUGUGCAGCUGUAGAUACAGUCCUGUGACAGUCAAGAUUAAACACUCUUCCAGUGUGUAAAUUCUGGGGCAAAAUCUGAAUAAAUUAGGGUGAAAUUUAUACAUACAGACAAUCGGGGAUCUGCAGCUUUCAUCCCCCCCAAAAAACAGCAGCACAAGCCUUUGAAGCAGUCAAACCUCGACAGAUCAAACUGCCCCCUCUCCUUCUGAUCAGACUCAUCAUUCAUAAAAGCCUUUAUUUCCUCCCACUGCAGUGACACACACACUCACACACACACUCUGGAAGGUAAAAGUGAGGCAGCUGCAGGCCGAGUGGAGCUCCUAAUCCAGCUGAGAGUGUUUAUCAGAGCAGAACCCGCGGCUGACAGAUGUUAUUAAUGAUGGAGACGGCGGGAGGAGGAAGAAGAAACGUCACGCCCGAACGUCAGACAGCAUGAAACACUCCUGACACUCAGGUGUGUGUGAUGGGUGUUGUGUGUGUGUUUUGUUGUGUGCGUUGGGACUGGCAGGGUUAUUGGUGGAUCACAGCAGGAGGACAACCUGACAGGUCUACUGACAGGGUGAUGGACGUGUCAGUGUGUGUGUCUGUCACUGGCACUCCUCCAAAACAGAGGUUGAGAGUGUGUCUGCUGCUGCUGCUGCUGCUGUUGUAUGUGUGUGUGUUGUUCACUUAGGUAGAGUGCUAGGCUGUCGGUGGUCACUUCAAAAUAAGAGCCUGGUGUGCAGGAAGAAUGCAUGACAGCUUUUUGAAGAGGCUUCGAAUUAAGACGGAGAUUUAUUCAGUUUGUAAGCUGAGCUUGUUUUACCUGAGAGUGGAUCAGUCUUUACCAUGAGUGUUGUUAGUAUACAUCCACAGUUAACAAUCACACACACUGAAAACACCACAAAUGAAAGGAUUCUUGAAACGUACAUUAGUUGUUUUUUUUUGUUCAGUAGUUUGAUAGUUGAUCAUUGAUCAGAUUAAUACUUCAGAUCUGAAAAUAUAAGGUCUGUCAAAUACUAAAACAGCUACUUGAUUAUAUAGAGUAUUUUAAAAACUGCUUCUCAUUUGUGUCGACGAGAACCACAAAAUAACAAACACCUGAUGCUCCAGCUUCAACACAGUGAGAUGAACUUCAUUUGGUUGUCAAACUUUCUCAGACUAUGAGGAUGUGUUUCAUGCUGCGUUCGAGUUACCUCGGAAGUCAGAUGUCCGAGCUGAAAAUGACGUCACACCCGAGUUUCAGUUUCAGUUACCAAGUCAGAAAAACGCAAAAUCAGAGGCGGAAACAAGAUGGCUACAUCUACAGAAGUUAUUCGGACAAGACAAGCGCUAAAGUAAGAUUUGAAGAUGUAGUCCGAUUUAGCUUUUUUCUGACUUGGUAACUGAAAUGCUUGUAACUCGAGUGUGAUGUCAUUUUCAGCUCGGACUUCUGACUUCUGAGGUAACCUGAACGCAUCGUUAGUACCAUGAAGAUUUAUAGAAAGAACCAGAAACUUAUAGUUUUGAUAAAGCGGAGGUAAAUCUAUAAUGGAGAUGACCACUGGGUGUAGCUUUGACUGUCCAUUUACCUUCUGUUAACAAGUUUGAAUUGGUUUAUUAUCGGUGUAGAUCUGUUUUAAUUCAGUGAUGAAUUUAUCGGGAAGUUAUCCAUUGAAUUCCAGUAUUGGCAAAUAUCGUCAAAGUGUCAUUGAUAAAUCAAAAACUGUUCAAGAAGAGCAACAAGUUUGCACAUUUUCGAAGCAGGUGGUCUACAGUUUAACAACAAAAUGUUUAGGAGGAGCAACAAAUGCGCAUGUUUGUGCACUAGGAUUUAUUAUCUUUACUUUUUAAAGAUAAUUUGGGUUAUUGGUACAAAUAGUUGAUGAGAGGAAGCGUCCUGACUUAAAAAAUCAAAGAUCAUUUCACAGAUUGACUUCUGUCAUGAAAGAAAAGUGUUAAUAGGAUUAAGGAAGUUUCAGACCGCACUGCAAAAGACCUGUUUAUGUGAAUAAUCCCAGUGUCUGAGGACACAGCUGUUAUUGAAAUGCAGAGUAAUAAACCUCAGGCAACAAUUUCCUGUCAGGUUUGAUGGGUAGCGCCUCGGGAUCAAACUUUUCCGUCUUGGUCUUUGAGAGCCAGCGCUCCACCUGUUUAUUAGAUAAACUCAGCAAUCAGCCGAGCUGUGGCAGAUAAGCCUCUGUGCUGCUCCCUCGCUUAGUGUCGCCCAAAUCACAUCAUCCCCACCGUGUGGCUGUGACCUCCAGGCUGUUCGCUGCUGUUAGGAGACUGUAGCCGUUUGUCCCAUCGUCUUAUGCAGAUGGGACGAACAGAGCUGUUGGUGGUCGAGGUGUUUGUUACAGGAUGGCCUCUUUAGCUGCCAAAACACGCUGUUGGUUCAGAGGUAAUCUGUAUUUACAGACUCGACAGAAAAUGUGGGGUUUGUGUGCAGGGGUCUGGAUUUUAGUAUUCAAAUGAUCUGGUUUACAUUUGUUGUCUGAGUCAUGUUGUGCAGGAAAAACAGUCUGUAUGGAGGUAAAAUGAAGUAGAAAGAAAUCCACCUCAGCCUCCGUUUACAGACAUUUACAAUCAAAAUGCUAAUCUGCUUAAAUUAGCGGCACAAAAACAAGUGUUAAGAUUUCCUGACUUCCUUGAAUGCAUCAGAUUAAACCAUCAUUUGAUAAGAAACAUUUUAAAAGAUGUUUUCUGUCACUUUUUGACGUUAUUUGCAGAAAUUUAAAACCUAAUCUAAGAGAUUCAGUUUGUUUUCCAGGUCCAUGCUGCUGUAGUAAUCCUCUGUGUGACUUACUGUUUACACCAAAUCUAAGACUCACCACAAACAGAUGAACAGGUGCUGCUCUGAGGGAUGUAAUGACCCAAGAAAUGACAGCUGUAAUUUUGCUGACAAACCUUGCUUCGCUGUCAACAAUGCAGGUCAGGGAAAAGGAUGUCUUGGCUUGAAGUUGUGUUUGGCUAACCGCUGGGAAUACUCGUGUGCUCAGAAGGUUCAGUGUCAUCUCAUAGAGGCGUAUAUCAUUGUCGAACGAUAGUGGAUGGAUUUAAAGUUUGUUCCCCUUCUGGUCUGAUGAGACAAAGCUCAGCGCUGGGGUCCAAACAUGAUGGAGCUGCUGAGGGAUUUAUGUAAGGUGUUCAAGAUGAAACAGAAACAAAAGGAAGUGAUUUUUAAUCUCCACAUGUGCAUUUUGAAUCAACUAAGUGCUGCUCAGGUGUGACACUGACGGCACAUUCCUCUCCUUCCUCCAGAUUUUUGCAGAUAAAGAAAAAAAGCACCAUUGCAGCGCUGGUGUGUUCCUCAUUAAUGCUCUCUCAGGCUUCUGUGUGUACGUUCAACAACAACAACUAUAUACAUCUGUAGCCUGAAGCGCUGCAUUUUAGGUCAGUGUCGCCUUGUUUUUCUGUUUCUGCAGUGCCUCACUCUGCACAGGAACAGAAAGCACCACCUUCUACUUCAAGCUCUUAUUUUGAUCAGUGAUAGAAACGAUGAUUGAAAGUCUUAAGAGGUUAAAAAAGCAGAAAAAGCAGCAGAUUGGUGUUAGUGUUUCCUGAAGUGCAUGACUUUGUAAUCUUUAACUAGAGCUGUGAGAAAAGUGGGCAGCUAUAUAUGAUGAAAUAUGUUGUCUGGUGUAUCUGCAGUAAAAUCAGUGCUGAUCUCUUUUAGUGGUAAAGGAUCAGCUGAUAUAUUUCACAUCUGAUCCUGAUUAUUCAUCCUCAAAGGGUGGCAGCAUCAGAUAGUCUGAGUCAGAAAAUUAAUCUUAAUCCUGACGAUAUUUCCAUCAAAGUGACAAAUGUCUCAGUCUUUUAAACUCAAAUUUAGAUUCAAACAAACUGACGAGUAAAAAGACAAAGUGACGACCACCAAGACCCAUCAUUUGACCAACGUCAGGCCAAGGAGUAUUGAUAAUUCUUUUAAUAACCAAUUAGUAAUUCUGAUACUAAACAGCAGUGACGACUUUAACUGAGUUAAACAAGCAAAAGUUAAACGCGUGGAGUAAAACAAAGAUGUUUCUUUUGUUUGUCCAAAAUUAAGCACCAUUUUACCGCUACAUGGAUCUGUUUUUUCUUGGUCUGAGGACAGAGUGAUGUUUUUAAUCCAAUAAAAUAAUCAUAAGAACUGCUCAUAACCUUCUCUAAUGCUUCAGUCCAGAGAAAAUAAACUUUAAUUGGACUUUUAAACAUAUAUUUUCAGAUGUUUGAUAUUGUCUUAGAAUAAGAAGUGAAACAAAAAAAACAAGACAUUUAUUGUUCAACAAAAAAAGAAUCACUACUUCGAGAAACAAAAGGUUUAAAAGCUUUUAGCAAUCCUACAAUACAACACUUAAGCUACGUUCACACUGCAGGUUAUGAUGCACAAUUUGGAUUUUUUGUUAAAUCCGAUCUUUUUGUGCAGUCGUUCACAUUACAACGACGAAUGCGGCAUCUAAUGGGAAUGGAAUGCGUUUGUGAAGUCACCUGCAUGCGCACAAAGCAUGUUGACUGGCUGUUCUCCGUUCCCUCGUCCGCCGUUGCUUUCCGCGCCUGUUUGUGUUGUUGAACAAUGGUGACGUUUGUCGCACAUUGAUGACGUAUAGGUCAGAUGAACGCGAUCUGAGCGUCCACACUGCAGUCACAUCGGAUACAUAUCCAAUAUAUAUCCACAUACAAAAGAGGCCUGGGUCAGAUUUGAAAAGAAUCAGAAUUGCACUGUUACAUGAAAAAUCAAAUAUGUGUCACAGAUGAUUAAAAAUCGGAAUUGACCUGCAGUGUGAACGUAAACUCAGAUGUUUCAGAAAAGGCAGAGAUAAAGAGGAGGGCUGCAGAUGGUACAAAAUGAGAUUACAGAAAAAACAGAAUCACUUUGCCUGUGUUAAUCUCACCUGGGCAGGUGAAAUCUCACAUGAAGCCUGUUUAAAAAAGCCAAACUACACAACAACAACAAGGAUGAGCACAAAAAUGAAAACACUAAGGAUCAAAUGUUUAAAACACAGUUUAAGACUGAAUCCGUUCAGACAUUUACAGCCAACUUUCCCAUCACAGUGGUCUGCCUCGCGCUGAAGUUCUGUCCCGCCCUGUUCUGGUCAGUAACGUUUUUCUAAAAUUGACAGAAGAACAAAAGCCAUGUGUUUCCGGUUUGGAGCUGGAAACAAACCAGUGACAGCUCAGAGAGGCCUGCGUUGGUGUGUUAUCAAAAGAGAGCAGCUGUCAGUCAUGCGCUGGAGAUGACGUCCGCUUAUUGUAGUUUGAUGAAGCAUCGCUGUGGGCUGCAUCUGUGGGUGUGUUGUGUUUUAUGACUAAGGAAACUAAGAACAAAGGAGUCCUGAUUGACUGAAAAUCAAUAUCAUCAUUUCACACAACUUAUGUAUUAAUUAGUGACAAAAUAAACCAUCAUCAGGGCUGCUGAGGGACGUGAACUCUGCUUUAUGCCCCGAAUGUAUGAAAACAUCAUGUUUAACCUGAAAUCAGUCAUAUUUAAACACCCUCAUCCGUCUAAAUUCUGUUUUCCAAAAUAUUGCUGCACUCUUGCUCAGAUCUUCCUCAUGCUCUCGCAGUGCUGAUGGUUUUCCCAAAUGAAAAGACAUUUCUCAGCUCAUUGACAGCGUCUCUCUGUUUGUUUGUGUUUCUGUCUGUUACAAAUUGACGCUUUAACCUUUUAAUUAGAUCAAAGUGAGGAGUGGGAGAGAUGUGCAGGGAGGUGUCACUACUGCGGCUGAAGCAGUGAAUAGAUUUGGCGUUCAGCAGAAAAUUGAGUCUAAUUUUAAUAAUUGAUGGAUCGUCAGUGUCGUUUAUUGACUGAAAGCACCAAACGCCGGCUUGUUUUGGCCUCGCACUCUUGCUGACCUGCAGCAGCCCAUCAAUACCAUCGUUAUUGAUCGACUUAUGAAAGGUUUAGCCACAAAAGUGUCAAAUAAUAAAGAAAGACAUCAGUAAUAACAUUGAGCUCCCAAUCUUGAUAUUUGAUGUACUUGUUUAUUUGACAGGGACAGAUGCACCAGACAUUGCUUUAUAAUGUAUACAAGGUAGAUGCCAUGCACGCAGGUUUCCAGUCAACUGGUCCCUGGUUAUGUCGGAAAUCUUCACAGGAUCUUAAGCAUAAAAAGCAUCAAAUAUUCUAUGUAGCGUGAUUGAUAUCUCUGUUUUAAAAUGGUUGUUUUUGCUACUUCAGAUGUGUGCUAACAUGUUCACGAGAGAUUAAAUGAUAACGAUAUAUAUCAAAAAAUUAUUUCUCUAUAAUAUCAAUAUAAAACAUGCAGGGUUUCCUCUACAUGUAAUUGAUCGUGGGGCGCCGCCACGGCUAAAUAAAAGCGGCCACAUCUAAAAAAAAAAAAAAAAGUUUUUAUCUCAGAUAGUUCUACCUCAGUGUUUCCCCUACAGUCAUUCAGCAGCGCCACUACUAAAAGAGACACAAAGACCUCAUAGAUGCAGUAGCUUAUUGUAUUGUAAAAGACAUGCUACCAAUAAACACUCUUCAGUUCCUUUUUUUAUUUCGUGAUAUAUCGAUAGAAUAGAAUAGAAUAGAAUAUUCCUUUAUUGAUCCCCCAUGGGGGAAAUUUUUUUGUCACAGCAGCAUCACAGACAAGACAAAAGUGCAAAAAUGCAGUUAUAACAAUAAGGGUCCUAAUAUUAAUAAUUUAAAUAAAUGUAAUAAUUAAGAAAAAAAAUUUAAGAAAAAAUAUCGACUGAUAUGAAAAAAAAAAGUAUCGUGAUAAACUUUUUCCCAUAUCGCCCAGCCCUAGAAGGCAUGUCAGAAGUCAGAGAAAUAAUCAGACCCAUGGGUUGUAUACUUGGUAAAACUGUGAUGUAGAAAUGAUGAUUUUCACUGAAUUGAAAGAGAAAACACAAACAUGCAAAUAAAAACAAAAAGGAAGAAUACCUAGAGAGUGAAGCAGAAGCUUAAGAAUAAUCUAUAUCAUGUUGAAAAUCUACUUAAGGCCCAUGGACGGACAUAUCCUCCUCGUCAGUAAUGUCUGAAAAUAAGUCCAGAAGUUUCGAAGCAAAACUUGAAGUUAUUUAGUGGUUAAGACCUCCUCAAUCUGAGGUUAUUUUGAUUUUUUGUGUAGUACAUUGUUCCAAAGUCAUCAUAACUUUAUGAUUUUAGACAAAAUCAGACUCAAGAAAGUGUCGUCAUUUUCCAAAAUUCACUGACAUUUUCCGUAGUCCACUGUGAGACACUUGGCUACUACUAUAACUGUGUAUUUACGUGUGUGUGUGUGUUGUCUUGCAGCAGACUCCAGAGUUGUGGACCUAGCCCAGGCCUCUGCAUGUGAGGGUGACAGUUCAAGGUCCCCGCUUCACAUGACGCAGUCCUUUAUUUGUGCAUGUGUGUGUGUGCGUAUGGCGCGCCUGCUGGAGGUAGAUUGGGUUACCAUGGUGGCCUAGUGGGUGGACUGUCUGCUGAUGAUGAUGCGAUAAGAACGAGAGGGGGAGAGAUCGAAUAAAGCGAGAUGUUGAGGAGGAAGGCAGCAGAGGACAAACGAUCAGAAUUCAAACUAAGAUGAAAAUAAGUCAAGGACAGACAGACGCUGGAACAGCCCGAAUAAGAAGUUUGACAUCCUGAAAGUUUGGAGAAAACACCUGGAGCUCUCUCUGCUGAUUGGCUGCAGUGUUGGUGAUAAAGCCCGCCUCCUCCGUGUAAACAGAUGGGACGAAUUUAGUUCUUAUUAUGCUGAUUCUUAAGUUUCUAAAAAUCAUAGUUUUGAUUGGUUAUUGGAUUUUGUUCAAGGAGGUUUGAUUGUCAUGAUUGACAGCUGUGUUGACGAAUGACACCCCUGCAGCUGUCUGGAUUAGUACAGUAACACAAUUUAACUCUGACUCUGAGUCUCUGCUUCAAACUACUGUGUUGGUUCACAUCCUGGGCCGUGACAGGGAGUUUUUCUUGCAGCAGAUUAAUCAACUUUAAAAUGUUGUUUUCUUGGACAUCUAUCCUGAGUAUAUCUGUGAUUUCUCGGAUAUCUAUCCUAAGUAUAUCUGUGAUUUCUCGGAUAUCUUUCCUGAGUAUUUCUGUGAUUUCUUGGACAUCUAUCCUGGGUAUAUCUGUGAUUUCUCUGACAUCUAUCCUGGGUAUAUCUGUGAUUCGGGUUGCUGCAGAGAAAUAUGAACAAACAGAUUAGAUUUGAACAGAGAGUCUGUUUGUUUCCCCUGAAGAUCUCCCAGGCCUGUAUUGUUGUUUUGGAGAAAACCAGAAGCAUCCGGGAUGAUGUGUUCACAGCAGGGACAUCACAGGUUUAGGUUGAACCUGCUAAAAUGAGUUUUCAGAGUUUUUUGGUCCUCAGCGGGCGGAAAAACUCCAAUCUGCACUCGACCACUAUCGAUUCUUUCUCAGCUGUGUGCCAUUAGAAGAGCCCAGAGUCAGAGAGCAGGAGGAGAAGGAGCAGAGUAAUUAGGCUGUCAAUACACACCGCUAUCACACACACACACUUACAUCACAUGCACACACGCAAACAACACCGCACACACAUCACAGACACAAACAUAUGCACUCAUCCUUGCAGGUAUCAUUAGCCCACUUCUCACAUCUGACGCUCCAAAUCCAAGAUGGCCGUCUCCGAGCCUUCUCCUGGAGUACCGUUGCUAGGCAACUCCCUCCCUGCUCUGCUGCGCUGCAAGUGGAAGAUGGCGUCUCCCCAUGGAUGGUGUGUGUGUGUGUGUGUUUCGAGUGUAAGAGAGUGUGUGUGUGUGUGAAAGAGAGAGAGAGAGAGAGAGAACAGGCAGGAAUGUUGUUAUGCUGCGGUUGAUCAGAGAAAGGCCUCACUCAUAUUCAACACAGACACACACACAGACACACACACACACACACACACACACACACACACACACACACACACAGCAGAAGCAGCACAGAUGAGCAGAUUGGACCCAGAUGUUCUGGCCGUCCUCCACAGUUCGACUGUGAAAUACAAAGUCUGUUCAUUCUCACCUUAUUAGCAUAAAAAUACACCUCUAUCUAUCUAUCUAUCUAUCUAUCUAUCUAUCUAUCUAUCUAUCUAUCUAUCUAUCUAUCUAUCUAUCUAUCUAUCUAUCUAUCUAUCUAUCUAUCUAUCUAUCUAUCUAUCUUCAUUCUUUACCUUUCUUCAUCUCUUUUUCCCAUCAUUCUUUUAUCUUUAAAUUAGUAUUUCAUCCCUCUGUUCUUCCAUUGCUACUUUUCUCAAUCCUUUCUUCUUUUCCUUCCUUCAACCUCCAUUUCUUCCCUCAUUUCCUGUCCCUUUAAUUCUUCCUUACUUCCCUCCUUCAGUUCCUUUUUCCCUUCCAUUUUUCCUUCUCCACCCUUCUUCCUAACAACUUCUUCCUUUCCUUCAUAUCCUUGUCCCAUCUUUCCUUUACUCAAUUAAUCCUUCAUUUCCUUGUUCCAUCCUUUCUGUUCCUUUCCUUGUUCCACUCUUCUUCUCCCUUUCCUUCCUUUCCUUGUUCCAUCCUUCCUUUCCUCAAUCGUUCCUUUCCUUGUUCCAUUCUUCCUUUACUCCAUCAGUUCUUGUCUUCCUUCAUCACUUCUUUUCUGCCACCUUUCUUCUUUGCCUCCUUCCCUCUUGAUGCUUCUUCCGUCCUUCUUUUCCUUCCUUCCUUUCCUUCCUCUCCUUCCUUCCUCUUCCUUGUCUGUCUGUUAAAGGCUCAUGAAAUCCUCCUCACAUAGUGGACACUCCUUUUUUCUCACCGUUUUCCUCCCUCUUUCCUCCUCUCCUCUCCUCUCUGCAGCAGGCCUGACUCUAUAACGUCCCUCUUUUUAUUUGUAUUAUUUCUUGCGCCGCGCUGUUGUGCAUGAUUGAGUUUUGCAGAAAUAGCCAGACUGUGGAAAAUGAAUUGGUAACGGAGCGUGCUCGGUGGAGAUUAGUGAGUUGAUUUGUAGUCCGGAGACUUCCCCAAAAAUAUUUUCUUUAUGAAGCUCAGAAAAAUGCUCUUCCUCUUUUCAGAGUCGACUCUCAUUUUGUUGUAAAUAUUGGUUUACAGCCAUAUCUAAUUAUAUAUGCAGAGCUGGCUGCGCUCCCUGGAGCUGUGCCCCCCCCUGCACCAAAACAACAAUCUGUGUGCAGACAGCUGAGUUCAUCUUUUGGAAAACAGAGUAUUUGAGUCAGCGCUCAUGUGUGAUAAUUCUUCUAAUGUGGGAUGAAACAACAGAUUCAGACGAUGCACAACACUUUCAAACAAAUAAAACAGGUGACACAAGACGCUUCAGAAAAUCUGAUGGAUGCUGGAAAAGAGUCUGCAGAUUUCUUCACGUAGGUGGAUCCUGUUUAUGGAUUGUGUUUAGAUUUUUUUUGUGCAGCAUGGCUUUAGUAAGUAGGACUGGAAAAAGAUGAGAUUAUUAUUCCCAAAAGGGCAAAAAAAAAGUCAGGUUGGCAGUGUUAUGAUGACGCGGCACAUAGAGAGAUUUUUAAACCAGGAAUAUAAAAGGGGAGGAGUUUGGUUCAUACUUCUGUUUUAAGUCUCAGUUCGGAUCAUUUUCAGUACAGUAAGGGAAACCUACUGUUACAUAGCUCUUGGUCUCUCUAGAUGUCCAUCUGUCUGGUAUCAGAUCUACAGCAGAUAGCUCAGACAAGUUGAGCACAGCAGCAGCUCAAGAUUAUUCAUAAAUGGCUGGUAUGACUUUAUUGAUAUGAGGGAGUUUUAUAUCAGGGCUUUAUCACCUUUUCAGAGGAGGUAUUGUGCAUUUUAUCAAGACUCUAUCCUUCCCCCAUCAUUUAUGGUCAAUCAGUUUUACCUGCUCUGCUGUGGAUGUCACCUCACACACUGUUAGAGUCAGGCCGUUCAGAUUUGCUAGAAGCUCAAAUGAACCUAUAAGGAGUAGGGCCCGACCGAUAUGGAUAUUUUGGGCCCGAAAAAAAUCCUAUUACCGAUUAAUCAUACGGUUUUUAAAAAUUUCGGUCAGACCAGAAAAAGCGUUUUCAACUACUAUUGUCAUGAGGUCGCUGCGCCAUCUACAGGAUAAGUCGGGGAACUUUUCAAAUGGCGGAACAUUUUUUAAGUGAAACCGAAUCUUAUUCUCCAUAUUUUAUUUCUGAAAAUAUCUGCAAAAAUCGUCGAGUUUUGGCCGAUAAGCGAUUAGUCUCAUACGUGCCAAAAUUGGCAAAUUUAAUCAGCUCGCCGAUAAAUCGGUCGGGCACUAGUAAGGAGAGCCUUCCACGCUGACGCAGCAUUUUAGUGAGUCUCAUUAAGAUCUCGUGUGAUCGCCCAGCAAACUGUUUAGAGCAGUUUACAUCUAUUUUCUAGGAUUAUGUCAACAUACGUUUACCUCGUGAUUUGAACAUUUACAUACAUCUUGUACAGACGCCAAACUUUGUAACUUUGCAUUUUUUUGUUGUAAAUGUGGAAAAGCAUAAUACCCUCCUCUUAACAUGAUAAAAUCCUGUGUUCUCAACAACUGAAUACAGUCGUAACAGAUCCACUGCUAUAAAAACGCCAAAAGCAUGAUCACUGUAGCCUGAGUCUUUUCUCCUCGUGGCGGUAAUGUUUACGUUGAGCGUGUUCACAAGUUGGAAGUGUUGGCAGGAAUGUACCUGACGGCUGCUGAACACUGUCUUCAAACUGCUUUGGUCUUGUCCUCUUGGGAAAUAUUCACACUAUGGGGAUCAGAAACAGAAAGAAAUAGCCGAAUAUUUGAUGUUAAACAUUUGUAUGCAUUAGGAAGUAAUUGUAGAGUUGUAUUUUGGCUCUUUAUUCCAGAAAAAAUUUACUAGUUUGGCUUUGAGAUAAAAUCGAUGUGAUUGAGAGAUGUAAUAAUAACAACAACAAAACGAUGAUCACAUUUAAACGAGAAUAACAAUGAUAAUCAUAACACCAUCUUGACUAUGGAAGCUGUUUCUCAUCCUGAAGUUUUACAGCGCUUCAUAAAAGCUGCAAAACCAAACAAGAGGGUCAUAAAAAGAGGCAAAAAGAUUCAUCUGAGAUUAAAAAACCACUGAGUGAGAUGAGGAACGGCUCUCAGAUGAAAGUAUUUUUAAGAAGUUAAGCUGGUCCAAUGCUCUCUCUUUACUCACUGUCAAUAAAUCCCACUGAGCCCACAGUGGGUAAAUCUUCUAACAGGUGUUGUUUGAGUAUUUAAAGCCUGAAGUCUUCUGUCUUCUCUGCGCCGUAGAGCUCCACGUUUUCCAAAACUAAUAAAUAACUCUCUCAGGUCCUACACUGUUGCACAGGUUCAUGUAUCGGCAUUAAAACACUCUCACUGCAGUGUAUAUAUAAACUCCAUCCCACAUACAUCCUCCUGCUGCCCCAAAUACUCACCAGAGCACCAAAUGUGGAUUAAACCAACGCUGAAAAUAGUCCCCAACACAUGCACCGUUGCCUCUUCAGUGAGCAGCUGAUUUAAGGAAUUACUGAGCUUUUACAAAUACCACACUGAGUGAUUCGUACCUUUUGUACAGACUCGUUUUUUUUUACAAGAUCAGACAUAAAGGGAUUCAGCGACAUGUUAAGCACUUCCUGACAAAAGGCACAAACAGUCGUUAAAACGUAGAUUUGGAUCUCAUCCGUGGGGUUUGUCAGUUGUUUUCUUCGGAAUAAUAAUUCUCACAGUGUGAUAAAACAAUGCACAUCUGUCAGCUGUCUUCCUCGUAGCUUAUUAUCACACCAGCGUGCCCACUCGUCUUUUGCUGAAUUUCUUCCCCUGUUGUGUCUGAUUUGAUCCCCCGUGGUUGGCGAGUCAGACGUCUUUAUGGCUUCAAAUAAUGAUCGAUAAUUAGAAAACUGGUGUCAGGCAGUUUAGGAGAAUUCAGUGCGGGCAAACAAGGACUUGUCGGCUAACAUUUGCUCGGCUGUGGUGCUGUGAUUGGCAGGUGGUGUUUGUGAUUGAGAGGGGAGGGGGCAGCAGUGGUCGCCAAGGCAGCAAAGCCCCCCCUCAGGGAUUGUAAUGAGCUUGUCCAUGACUGCUCCUCCACACUGACCGCUCUGCUUGUCUCUGCUGUAGCACCGUGUUGUUCACAGUCCGACUAUCAUAUCAAGAAGUGAGAUUGGAGCCGAGACAUCGAGGUGAGGAUCAUUUGAGGAGGUUGCAUGCUUAAUUAAGUUUCAGUUAAGUUAAACAGGGGUUAGAAAAUGCAUUACAACUCUUGUAUUCGGUUUUCUUCUUUUUAUUGUUUUAGAGAAGCAGAAAAAAUGUGGUUGUACACCGAUCAGCAGCUGUAAAAGCGUUUUAUUCUGGUCUGUAAUGAAGGAUUAGAAUCUGCCCACGAUCUGCAAAUCCUGAGAGGUUGUUGUUUUGGCACACUCUGUUGUCAUCCAUGUCAGCUGUGCUCUCAUUCGUAAACACUUACUGAUGUUGUUUAUGAUGUUAAAUGAAUCCACAGACUUAUGAAGCUGCUGAGUAUGAAGAGAACAGACCUACAUUUGAAGAGUUUUCCUCUAAGUUUGAAGAGUUUUGUGAUAAGAACGGUGUGAGUAUGAACCGAGCUGCAGAGCCGCUCUCUGUCUUUACAUAAACUGCACUGCAAAGAUGGUAAACGCAAGGACAGAGUCUCACUCUGACUAAAGAGAAGCACUCUGCUGACUCGUCUUUGUUCAUCAUUUGAACAUAUUUGGGUAUUUUGAGUAUGAGCGAUUACAGUAGAUUCAGCCUGUCAGGAUACCAAACUGUAGGGUCAUGUAAAAAUUUAAAUAUAGAAGAUAUAAAACAUGUAGAAAUAAAUAAACAAAUAUAUAAAAUAUAAAAAUAUAGUGAUAAAUAAUUCAAAAUAUAGAAAAUAUAAAACAUAUAGAAAUAGAUAAAUAGAAAUUUAUAAAAAAUAUAGAAAUAAAUAAAAAAUAUAGAAAAAUAUAGAAAUAAAUUAAUAAGAACAUAGAAAAUAUAAAAUGAAGAAAUAAAUAAAAAAAAUUUAGAAAAUAUAUAAAUUUUGUGAUAAAUAAAUAAAAAUAUAUAAAAUAUAUAUAAAAAAAUAAAAUAUAGAAAUAAAUAAAUAAAAUAUAGAAAAAGUAAAAUAUAUAGAAAUAAAUAAAAAAUAUAGAAAAAUAUAGAAAUAUAAAAAACAUAGAAAUUAGUCAAUCAGUCUUUAUUUUUAUAGCACUUUUUAUACACAACCAUGUAGUGCAAAGAGUUUUACACAGGAAAAAGGAAGAUUAGAAACAAAGAAUACCCAAAUCUACCCCAGCCCAACCCCUCAUUCCCACACCAUGAUCUAAAUAAAUAAAAAACAUAAAAAAAUAUAGAAAAAAAUAAAUAAAAUAUAAAAAAUUGAGAAAUUGAUGAAUUAAAAUAUAUAAAAUAUUCUGGACAUGAGAAUAAUGCCAGCCUUGGCCCUUUAUAUUUGGCCCUUUACCUUGUCUUUCGGUUACAUGGUGACCCUCACUCCAAGUCUGUAGUUGAGUUUGCUUGUCUGCUCAAAGUCUGUUUUAUCUAGUGCAGAGGAGAAAGCAUGAAAUCUGUGAGUUUGUGUUGAGAGUUGUUUGCGUUGUUCAGUGAUCCAGGGUUCUUGGUGCUCAGGUUGAAUAUAAAGGUGAAGUUCUGAUGGGAGCUGCUGCAGGUGGACGUCGACUAACCCUUUCCCUCACUCCUCAUUAACACGUGUCUUCAUCCUUUUUGUCAAACUCAUCAUUUCCAUCGUUUUUCAUCGCGUCAUUUUUUUCUGUUGUUUCAGUUCUGUUUCACAUUUUAUCUUUUAACGGUACAGAUGGAAACAUUAAAAGACUGGGAGAGACAGAAAAAGGUUGGCUGACAGGAGACGAGUGUCUCAAACUGAGGUUCAUGUGCUUUACAUACGGUGACAGUCCAACAAGCCACCAGCACUGUCCUCACAAUAAGAGAUUUGAUCAACCUUAAAAGCUGUUUUCAUGAGUAAUUUUCUGAGUAAAUACUAAAAUCAGCCCACACCGCUGUCGCUGGCUCUCUCACUCUCUAUCUAUUAUCUCUAUCUGUUUGCAGGGGACAUCACUCAGAAGGGUUAUGAGAAGAAGAGGCAAAAGCUGAUCAGGGCAUAUGUUCCACAUGCUGGAGGUAAUUUAGCAACCUCUGACCUCCCCACACACAGCCCCUCCCCUUUCUGCUAAAAUAUUCCCAUAACACCACGAGGAGAUCGAUGUGGUAUCAUGACGAAUACAGUACAAUGAUACUCUCCUCAAUCGAUUCAGUCUUCAGCCACCGCCAUUAGUGAAUGUAGGUUAAGACUCCCUCGAGCUCAGCUUGGGCCUGCUCCUCUGUAUCUCAGUCGCUCUCCGCCUCUGCACUCACACACACACACACACACACACACACACACACGCCUCACUGCCACUAAAACACACUCCCACCCCUCACACUUUCUGGGUUAUUCUCCAUCACAGGGAUGGGUCAUAAAUUACUCAGGGACACUCUGUCGGAGGGCACCAACACACCUGCCACAUUAUUCGACUUUGAUUUCAUGUUGUUUUUUAAUUCUUUUGUUUUAUGAAGUCAGAAAAAUAUGAUUUUUCUGCCGUUCCAAUUCAUCUCCAUGUUUGUUUUUCCUUUUUUGCACUCUUCUUAUUGCUUUUGUGAAACCUGUAUGUGCAUAUCUGUGUGUGUGUGUGUGUGUGCGUGUGUCUGUAUAUAUAUGUGUGUCUGUCUGCCUGCCUGCUUGCCUGCCUGCUUGCCUCUGUAGGUAUGGAAGGGCCCAUGUCCCAUCGGGCCCCGCUCGGCCCUCCCUCUGCUGCCCGUUUCCACCGGCGGCGGACCUCCGGGACCCGAGACGAGCGCUACAGAUCAGGUACAGAAACUGAACCUGCACAACCAGACACAGACACGUGGAGUAUGAGAUGGAGAGGGACCUGGUCCUCUGUAGAAACAAAAGCUUCAGUCCAAGUUAGAAUGAAACUGUUUUUAUAUUCAGGUAGUAAAAUUAUUGUGAUAAACUUUUUCCCAUAUCGCUCAGCCCUAUAUUCGGGUAACUGUGCACUAAUUCAAACAUCCCUAUGAGUAAAAAACUUUAUUUCCACCGAUUUCCUUAUGAAUUCCUCCAAAAACAAUGGGCUGUGCAUUUAAUGUAUGUAAAUGUCUUGACUUUCACAGCCUGGUCAUAAUGACCUUUAGGGCCUGUGUCCAGUAGCAGCGAUCUUUUGAGCCGGCAGCACUAAUAACUUUAAAUUUAGAAAGCACAUUUUGCUGGUGAAUCAUGUCCUGAGGAAGCAGCAGUUCUUGAAGUGGAAACUACCCUUAAAAAUGCUAGGAGGUUUCAUUCCUAAGCUGUUGUGGUUGAAAAAGUGGAUAUUAGAGUUCCCUCCCCUUUCUGAUUUUAAUGAGGUGGAGCUACAGUAACGAGCACAGCAUCGUCUUAAAGCUGAGUUAUUUUCAGCUGUGAUUGACGUGACAACAAAGAGGAGACACUGAGGUGUUCCUGCUCAGGAUUAAACUGCAUUGGUCUAAGGUAGAACAGAGCUGUUCCAGUAGUAAAGGAAAGUGAACACAGGCCCUAAAACAAAUGUUCUCUGAGCUGCUGCCAGUAAAAGGAAAAUGGACACAGGCCCUAAAACAAAUGUUCUCUGCAGUUAAACCCCUCCAUGUUUGUUUAAGGUCUCAACACCAUGAAAAUAAGUGAGGUUUUCUCCUCCUCUGUCCCAAAAAUCAAUGUGUUAAUAUGGCCAGAUGUCUUUUAUAUAUGAGGACCUAACAGAGUGAAGCGUUUCCAUGAUGUUAGGGAAAUAUUUGAGUGACAGUUUUAAUAAGUGGCAAAACUGAUGGAAGCUGCAGAAACAGGCCAGAACUUUAUGAGACUUCAGCUGGUUCUGGAGAGGUCCUUCAGCUGUUCCAUGUUUAAACUUUUGAACCCGGUUAAGACGAGUCACAUUUUUGCGUUUUCUAAUAUUCAGCACUGUUUUUUUUACGCAGUUGCAGUCUCUGAGGUGUGUGGCACAUGAUAUUUGGCCGGUUUUCAUUCAGGUUUAGUUCUGCUUCCAGUCUGUUGAUUCAAAGAGUUCAGAACAAAAACACACAAUCAGUGCGGCUGUAACUGGAGCCAGGAAAUAUUCAGUCUGUCCCUUUGUGUGAAUGAAUCCCUCUGUUUCGCUCUCCAUCAGACGUCCACACUGAGGCGGUGCAAGCCGUGCUGGCUCGACAUGUGGAGAGGAAGGUGGCCGUGCCGAUGCCUUCAAAGAGACGUUCCCUGGUGGUGCAGACCUCCAUGGAUGCUUACACGCCUCCAGGUGACGAGACACAUACCAUAAACACACACACACACACACACACACACACACACACACACACACACACACACACACACACAUGCACUCCUCCCCCUCGUCUCAUACAAAAACACACUCAUCGUCAUGCUCCUGUGUUUUUCAAAACUGAGCUACUCUGGGGUCUAAAAAGGUACUUCAAGUUUUGGACUUGUUCCAGUAGACUGCUUUAGCUGGAGCUGCUGAAUGCAACAAAAUCCAGGCGAGGAAAGUGUGCCUGCUAAAAGUCCACUAACUUUCUAACAACUGACAACUGACAGGCCAAGAAGGGCCUGAAAACAUAGAAGUGGAUCCCCUCAGAUAUUUCAUCGUUGUCCUCAAAUCCACCAGACUCUAACAGCAACUUUAUCCCACAAAACACAGGAUUCACUUUUUUACUCUAACCUUUAUUUUUAAUCAUUUUUGUGUCAUUAACUGACUUUGGUAACUUUUAGGGUCCUUUUUCAAGUCUGAUCUCCUUCAGUUUGACAGAUGUCAAAGACACACUAAUCUGUGGACUCUAGAUGUCUUAUUUAAAAGCUGUUGAAGGGCACAGGAGUAAUAGUUUCAGGUUUAAAAAAGCCUCAGUUCUUGGUUUUACUUCAGUCAGGAUUUCUGGCAAAAUUAUAAGGAUGAGGACACGAGUUGAGAGCACUUAAAUCAAAAUGUUAACUGCAUGCUUUCUUUACGGGAACACUCAAAACUGCAAUCCAAGCCCAUGUUGAAAAAAGCUUUGAAAAAAGACAUUUUUUGUGUGUUUUGUCUUAAAAGUUGAGGUAUUUUGUUAAGUAGCUGUAUCUUACCCAGAAGAUGGCGCUAAAAUCCAGCUAAGGCUUCAUCACAUUAAUACGCAACAAUGACGACUUGUGCCGGCACAAUCAUCAUAACUUUAACUACCCUUCAACUGCAGUAAUUCACUGCAAAUCAAUCAAAAGGAGCAAGAAAAAAAAUCAAAUAGAUCCUUAUAAUUGAAAGGUGAAAAUAGACUGACUGUAGACUCCAAAUUGUGACACAGUUGGUGCUAGAAAGGUCUACACAGCUGCACAUAAUCUGUACAUUGUGGACUUGACAGAACUUGAACUGUCUCUUAGGUGGUUAAAUGUGAGGGAGACACCUGAUCGACUCUGUAAAUUCAGACUCUGCACACUUAUUUCUGUUUUUUAAAAUGUGUUUUAAAUGAAAAUGAGAUUUUUAUAAUGACAAAUAUCUACAGAAAAACCUCCUUUGAACAUAGACAACAUGGUGCACUUGAUAUUACAGGUUACUUGGUAUUUGAAAUGGACACUUUGAGUUAGUUUAUUCCAGCUCGCCUUGCAGCCUCUGGUUUUUAGUGUCUGCAGGAGCAUUUCCAAAACUUGUUGUCAAUCUGUGAGGAAAUGAGAUGAUUCUGCUCUGAAAAGGAUCUUCAUGUUUGGAGGCGAAAACUCUCGAACUUCACAUCACUGAAAUUUCCUUUGACUUUGAAUCAGUCGGCCGAUUUAAAAAAGGAAGCUUGAACACUGGAAAAGGCCCCCCUCACACACACACACACACACGCACGCACACACACACACACACACUCUGGUUAUCUGCAUGAACUGGGUUAUCCUAAGCCUAAAAUUUGCCCCUGGAGAGGCUGCCCUGUGCCCAGACAGGAUUAGUUUGUAAUGCUGCGUCUCUGCUCCUCAGAUGGAUUUUAACUCUGACACAGAAACACACUCGCUUCACCAAAAACUGCAAACACGCACAUUUCCUGAAGCGUGCUCACUACUGACAGAUUUACAGUAAAAACAAACCGCAGACAGCCAGUCAGCUACUGUAAAUGUGUCCUGUCAUGAAAAACGAGAGAAAAACUGAUUAUGACUUUUGUUGGAGUGUUUCGGUUCAUUCUGUAACCACGGCGAGCCGCUGAAACACUGAAUCUGACCUUUACCUCAAACAUGAGCUCAUCUGAUUGAACAAAACCCGGGCUGAAAACAUAAUUUGGGUUGUGAUUGAAUUUUAAUGGAGGAAAUGUAAUAACUUGAUUCACCAGCAAUUUCCUUCGUAACCUUUGGUGGAAAGUCUUAAUCGAACCCGAUACCUCAACCGCGCGUCACAUGAACCUGAAAUCAAGUCAGAGACGUUUUCAGAGACAACCGAAAGUUCAGAUUUCUCUUUAAAUAAGUGUUUUUUUUUUUCAGUCAGUCCGUCUGUCUGUGCCCCCUCCCCUACUCCCGCCUCUCUGCGCUCAGAUGAUUACCUCUUAUUUAAAGAAUUAAAUUCAGUCUCUGUCGCUCUGGUUCUGAUGUGCAGCCCGAAGCCAGUCGAAACUUAAUUGCUUCUUGUUGCUCUUCUACAUAAGCUGACUAAUUAUUGGCAUUUUGGCUCUGCCAGCUCGGAGCUCUGCAGUCUGCUCUGCAAAUCAUGAAGCUUUAAUGUUGAAGUGUUAAAAUCAUGAUCUGCUGCUUCACUCUGGAGCGCUGAUAGUUUGGUUUGAGACGAUCAAUCUGAAGCAGAGCAGCGUUUAAAGACCCCUCGUGGUUUUAAAUGAGGGGGUUGUUGUUGUUGUUGUUGUUGUGUAAUGAUGAUGACUGACCUUGUUGAGCUCCAUUCACACUUUCAGCACAGCCUAAAAUCUGACCACUAAAUCCACACGAUAAUUAUAAACUUUGACCAUGAAGAUAAAUAACAAUGGGACCUUUCUCUCGGCGCACGAAAACUGAGUAUUAGGGCCACAAAAAGAGAAAAAUCUGAAGAUUUCAGGAAUAAAGUUGUUGUGUUGCAAGAUUAGAGUCAUUAUUUCACAAGAGUAAUUUUUGCAUAACCACUUUAGAGUCCUGAAACUUCCAACAAUGUGGCGGCUACAGAUGAAGUAUUUUGUUCUGAGUGAAAUGUUAAAAUUCCUCAUUUUAGUCCAGACAGCUGACUGCUCACCGUAAACCAAAACUACCACUUUAUCACCACUUUGCUCUAAUAUAAAACGACUUUCUCUCCACAAAGUUGUGAUUCUACCUCAACUUUAUUCUCAUCACUUUGUUUUUAUAACACAACAGCUUCACUAAUGUUAUAAUAUGACUUUAAAUCAUCUUUAUUCUCGUAAUAUUCAGACUUUACUGAGACUUUAUUAUUGUUAGAUCAUAACUUUUGUCUUGAAACACUUUAAAAAAUGAUCUGUAAUAUCACCUUCAUACUCUGUGACAGUAUACAAGCUUGGUAGGGUUGUGUAGAUGUGUUGAUGUUGUGUUCAUGUGUGUCUUUUCGUUGACCAAUAAUGUCUGACACUGACUCUCACUAGGCCUGUCCCCCCUGUGCUCAGACUCCUCGUCGGGCUCAGAGGAGGAGGCGGGGCCUGGCGACGACAUGUCGGGCAUGGAGCACUGGAUGAGCCGCCCUUCCCAGUUAGGCCCCGCCCACCUGGGCUCCACCUCGUCCUCGUCCUCGUCCACGCAGAGCGGAGGCAGCGGCAACGCAGGGCGGCUGGCCGACUCGCUGGCGCACGCACACAUCUCGCACCUUGCGCACUCACACCUGGCACACACGCACCUGGGCCAGUCACACCACCAGCAGAGCCACCUGUCCCAGUCACACCACGGUAAGACGGCGCCGGUCUCUGAGGGUGUUCAUGUGAGAGUGAAGGUAAAAAGAAGAAGGGGUAACACUUUACAAUAACCAUAACUUAUAAAUGGUAAAUAGAGCAUUUAUAAAUGGUUAUAAAUAGCAUAUAGACCAUUAAUAAAUUGUUAAUUUUACAGUUUUAAAAACCCAACCCUAACCCUAACUUUACAAUAACCAUCUAAGUAAUGUUUAUAGGUGGUUUCAAAAACAAACAUUAACCAUUUUCAAAGUGCUACUGACACAUAUUUUAAUCUAGAUGUUUUACAACCAAUAAAUAUUCCAUUAAUGAUCUAAUGAAAAGUAUUAAUCAUAAUUUUAUUGCUUGUUAAUGGUGAAGUAACUAUUAACUUACAUUAAUAAACGAUUUAUUUGGCAUUUAUAACUGGUCUAUUUUUAUAAUAUAUAUAUAUAUAUAUAUAUGUAUAUAUAUAUAUAUAUAUAUAUAUAUUUAAAUUUUUUAAAAUAAUUGGUCUGUUUUUAAAUGAUGAUUAAAUGUUAAUAAACUAUCUAUUUACCUUUUAUAAAUUAUGGUUAUUGUGAAGUGUUACCGAAGAAGGUUUCUUUUCCUUGAGACUCUGGAGGUUUUUGAUUUUCUGUGUUUAAAAUAAAGUGAAAAAAAGUUUUUCUGGAGAUCAAGAAUGAGACUUCAAAAUAAAGUGAAAGGAGACAAAAGUCUUAAGAAAGUAGUAAAUGAAUGAGAAUGAACCGGUUUUACAUUUUUGAGGAUAGCGAUAGAGUCUUUAUUUUAUGAGGAGUAGGUUUUAAUUCAAUGAAAACAUCUUUUUCUCCUCACAGAUUUACUUCUUUAGUCUGGAAAUCUUUAAUAAUACCUGUAUAACAUGCCUCUGAUGAAGAAGUAUUUUAAUUUUUUUUAUGUAUAUUUCUCUGGAUUUAGUGCGCAGGCAUCACUCCUGUUGGGCUCCUGACACAAACCUCUAGACUACCUGCAUACUGCAGUGUCCAGACCUGAUAGUAACACAUUUUUACUGUUUGUGUGCAGGUAUCGGCCACCUGUCUCUGAAGAGGAAGGGCGCUCUGAGCGUGGCGGAGAACGGAGGAUCUCUGAGACGAUCCUGCGAGUUUGGAUCCGACAUGCUGUGGCCUCCACCGCUGGAAUCAGACGGUACAUCCAACACAAACACGACAAAGCAGACCCGGGCAUUUGAUGUUGUGUCGUGAUUCCCUCUCUGGAUAUUUCUGCACAUCAGCUGACAUUUAAGAUGCUUCGGUUUCCCGUGGAGUCUGAACCCUUUUGUGUGAUAAAUGGGCUUUUUAUUUUAGCGCGAGUAAACAGAGAGAGGGUUGUUUUGAAGCAGGUAUUGUGUUGAAUAGAUGUCCCAUCAUGCCAGACCUCGUUCUCUCCUGUGUGCGCCAGGAAUGUGACCUAAAUUAAAAAGCAACAAAACGAUCAUCAUAACGGGUUCAAUUGUCCGUUAUGGCGACAAAACAAAGCACUCCACAAACAGCGCAGCCAUAGAUCUGAACAAUGAGUCACCGCUGGCUGUUUGUCUGUUUACAUCCCUCUCUCUCUCUCUCUCUCUCUCUCUCUCUUUCUCUUUCUUUUCCUCCACAGAGAACCACUCGGCUCCCCCGGAUGUGACGGGCUACUCAUCGGACUCGUCUCACUCCCACACUGAGCGUCACCACAUGUCCAACAUGGGGACCAUCGCCAGGAACACACAGAAGUACGGCAACGCAGAGCGCAUGGAGACCGGCGAUGGUAAGAGUCGACCUUCCUGACCCCCCCCUGCUGUUGAACUUGUAACUGUUCCCAACUGGAGCCUCUGAAUAAAGAGGAAGAAGACAGUCGGACAAAAAUAGAAACUCCUUAAUCAGGAGAUGAGCUCAAAUUGGACCAUCGCCUCAGAGAACGGACCAAUUACAGCGAGUCUGUUCAUGUCACUCCCCUGGAUGAACAGAUUGGUCUUUUCUUUUUUUGGUUGUUUUGAAGGAAAGCUGAGUGAGCAUCCCUGUUCUUUUUUAGCAUGCUUCACAAUCACGCAGUCACAGCCAAAAGAGUGAGAGCUGAUCACAACAGCCACAGUCUGUGGUCCAUUCAAGCUGAGAAUUGAAUGGCGGGCUUGAGAAACACAUGGGCCUCAUGCAGGAAGUGAUACACCAACACACCUCCUCUCCUCUAUUUUUGUUUGUACCCACGAUUCCUUCCUCUCGUAAUGACAAAGACCGGUCGGUGUUUUCUUCGAUGUUCAACUCCAGAACAAAAAGCAGCUCCUUAUAUUUGUAUUCACAGUCCAGUCAGCGUUCGUCCAAUUCACAGGAAGAUGAGAGCGAACGGAGAGCAUGAAUAAAACUCGGCGUACCCUGAAGGAUGUGCUGUUUCAUAUCAAAGAUCCUGGGAUAUUAGAGGCGUUUUAACUUAAUGGCAGCGGCUCGUUGAGUGAUAUUAGGCUUGAUCCGGUCCUCUUUAUUGCAUUAGCUGUCACGAUGCUGUGUUACUGAUCAGGUUUUGAUGCCUAGCAACAGGUUGAGUGCAGCAGCAGCGGCGGAUCUCUCCACAACACAGAUAUCCUCUGUAAUGGAUGUUUGAACAUUUUAACAGAUAACUGAAUAUAUUAAUAAAUAGAUUUUUUUUUCUCUUCUCUCAAACGACAGAUUUUCUGAGAAUGUGUAGUCAGAUAAAGCAGGGCUUGACACUAACUUUUCUCACAAGGAGCACAUGAAGAACUUUAGGGGCACAAUAAAAAUUGAUCAAAUAAUGUUUGUCUUAUUGGUCGACAUAAGUACUCUUAUUUGAAAUCAAUUUUAAGUCAAUUGGUCACAUGACAUGGAAGCUAUUGAAGGAAAACAGCCUUCUUUGAGAACAUCAACCGGUAAUUUAGUGAUGAUCCCUUAUUCAACACAUGACGUUGACAGCGAGGGUGCCGAAUAGAUUUAACCGCACUGCUGUUGCUAUUCCCGGUUAUGGAGAGUGAGAAGACACUGAUAGAUCCGCGGUGAAUGUCCACCGAAUAUCCAACCUAAAACUAACUUCGUCGCUGUAUUUACAUGAAAAAACACGUGUUGCAGAUUUUUUUUAAGCGCACAUGUGCCCUUAGAUACAUUUUACAAUUCUCACACAUCUAUGUUUAGUCGCAAAUGUGAGUGAAAUGGUCGCACUGUCAAGCCCUGUAAAGGGAGGCUCAAAUGCCCAAAUAUGGAAUUCCUGCAACAAGGGAACAGGAAGAUGUUUCAGACUGUCUGAUUUUCUGCGUACUUGUUCCUGUGGAGAAAAAUAAGCAUGACCACACGGUUGGGUGUGAGUCGGCGGAGGUGUUGCUGGUCGUCAGGGAUACUGGCGUGUCUCCUCCUUCAAUCUGGGAUAUUUAACCUUUCACCAGUCUGUCACCUCUGUAUAAAAACGUCAGAAGAUGUCUCAUAGGAAGUUCUUCACCUCAGUGUCCGUGUGCAUGUAGUUCAGCUGCUUCAUCUCUGCAGCUGUGUGGUGAAUGACACUGGAGUUCACUGAAAAUUGAAGAGGAUAAAACUGAAGAUAAACUUGCUGCAUGAGGCCCAGUGUUUCUAACUCUUAAAGAUCUGAGCUGUCUGAACAUUCGGACCAGAACCUUGGACACUGCAGUCCAACCAAACUUGAGGUUUAAAGAAAAUGCCUUUCAUAAAAUAAUGAAGACUCUCUGUCAAGCCGUCCAGACCUCCACUUGUCCUGUCCACUGUGAAGAAUCAGACUAAGAGCUUGUCCUCACCGCGUCUGUGUGUGUCUGGGGUUCUUACAGGUGUUCCAGUCAGCAGUCGUGUGUCCGCUAAAAUCCAGCAGCUCGUGAACACGCUGAAGCAGCCGCGCAGACCUCCGCUCCGGGAGUUCUUUGUCGAUGACUUUGAUGAACUUCUGGAGGGUUAGAAACCGUCUUUGAUCCUGCAUGACUCGUCUUUCUGUCUGUCUGAGUUCUUUCAGUUCUGCACUGUGUUUUCCAAUCUAUCUCUUCAUACAUGGGAGUCAUGAGUGGUUCUCUGAAAGGUUCCUUCAAUGACCCUGUGAGAGCCGAGCAUGGUCCUUUUAAUACAAGCCUUCAGCUUCACUUCACCUCAUUCUGUUAAUCUCAAAAACAAGGAGACAUACCCGCUGAAGCGAUGAGCUGCUCCUUGGCUCCUUCAACCCCUUAAAGCCAUGAGUUUGUGUUUUUGUGACUGUGGUGCGGUCCAACCUGGAGAGAUGACUUCAUUACAAACUCAAAGUUUUUUUAAUUUCAUUCACUUUUUCACUUUCUUGCUACUUUUUUUAUUUCUGCUGCACUAUAAAUUGAUCUGAAAGCUGUGGUGACUUGACAAAGAAAGAUCUUUAAGGGUGGGUGGAUUUCACUUAUUCAACAGUUUCAGACAGUCUGAAAUGAUUGAUAAUGCCUCUGAAUGACCUGCCAAAGCUAACAUGACCAUUCAGCUUCUUUGCUUUGUUAUUACAGCUGCAGGGAUAAUACCAGAUGAAGUUUUCCAAUAAAACCACCUUUAAAAAAAACGAUACAUUUAAAGUAGAUUUUUUUUUUAAAGACAUUGAUUUAAUGUUCUUGUUUGGAACAGAUUUUACUGAAGUGAGUCCACUGAUUCCUUUGCAUAAUAAACAAAAGUUAACAUCAACACUAAAACUUAUUGACAGUCUGCUCUCACUGCUGCUGCAACAAAGAUAUCCAUAAAAUCCACAGAUUACAUCAAAUCUGCAAACGCUUUAUGAUCCUUCAUGAUCCAUCUUACUGUACGAGGGCAUGGUUUGAAUCCCUCUUUGUUGUACUUUACUCUUCUGACAACUUUUUUUAGCACAGGUAGAAUUAUACAGACCAUUACAGGAAAAAAAACAAGAAGUUAAUAUUAUAUUUACGGUAAAAUACUCAUCACAUCAUAUAAUAACCAGGAACGUGAUGAAGAAACAGAACAAACAACGUGUGAAGAGGUACAUGAGCAGACCAGACCAAGAAUAAAAAUCUGUGCCAUCAGUAAGUUAAAUUGUAAAGUUGGGAGUGAAGAACUUUUGGUUUGUUUUGGUUUUGGCGCCCCCUCUGGACUAAGUGAUAUCUCUUCCUUAACUUUUUCUUAGACAUGAGCAAGUAUUGUUUUCACUAAAACUCUCAUCUUGAGACAAACACUGAAAAUCUUUGCUGCAGAAAAUAAAGGAGCUUUUAAAGCUGCGUGCAGGUCAAUCACCGACCCUCCUUCCAGUGGUCGUAGAUCUUAAGCACACCCAUGAAGACAUAACCAGUCCUUAUGCUAUGUUCCAGUUUGCUUUUGUAGAUCAUAAAGAAACAUCCCAGUACUUUCCCAAAAAAUAAAUGACUGUAAUGUACGGAGACCUUUGCUCUGCAUACGGAUCUGUCUUCUUCUUUGGUGAACAAACUGACAUGGUAUUUUUGCAAAAAGAGGGCGCCAUAAAAAACUGAAUCUAUCAGAAGUUAAAAAUUCUAGUAAUCAUUUUUUUUAAAUUACAUCCACUUCAACUGUUAAUAAAAAAAUAACGGCAGUAAAUAACAAUCAAAAAAUAAAUCAGUAUGUGCUGCACCAGCAAGUCAGUGAGCUCACACAAAAGGUGAUUUUCCAGGUGAAUAAAUAACACGCUCAGGGUUUUUGUACAUCAUCCCUCCCUGCAGCCUGAGCCUGAGCACAGAGAAAGAUUGUGGAGAGGUGAUAGUGGAUGUUUCUCCCCCUGGGGCUGAAGUCAGAGCCUGUGGGUGGAUGCUGGGGAGGCAUAGGGGCUGAAUAAAGAAAAGACUCGGCAUCAGUGAAGGUCAGAGAGAUAUUGCAGCAAAGAGGAGAAAUGCCUCACCUUAUAGAGUUUUUGUUGUUAUUGAUAAAAUUCAUUAAUCUGCUGCAGCCUGAUAACUACAGUGUUGGUUUUACAGCAGAAGCUUCAACAUCCAUGUCAGAGAGAGUUUUUACUCUGCAUGAAGUUAUCUUAAUUUUUCAAUCUUUCGGUUUACGCACCGUCACGUUUGUCCAGCACUCUUAAUGUGAGCGACAUAGAAAAGAAAAGAAAUUAUUGAGCACGGAGCAGAUACUGAUCAGCCUGCUUCAAACAGAAAACAACGUUCCUCGUGUUAAAAACUGUAUUUUUGAGGAAUCUCAGACGUCUGCAGAUCAUCAUGUCUGUCUGCUGUUUGCUUGUCUCUCUCCAUCUGGCCUCGUUUUCUAUCUCUGUCACUUGUUUUUACUUUUAAGCAGCAUUAUUUUUUCUGAAAAUGUUUCAUCUGUUGCACAGUAAAAUUAUUUCUUUUCACAUUUUAGGACUUUUGUCUGAGGCUGAAUCUUUUAUGUCCCCUCUGCUGCUAACUAAGAAGCAUUUUUACAUAUUUGAGGGUCUAAAUAAUUUACAAACCACAGACAGAGUCGUGUUUACUCCUAACAGGCUCAGUUUCUAAUUUUAAAGGUACAGUGUGAAGUAUUGAGCAGCGUUUAGCAGACUCUGUAGACAUUGUCUGUAAUAGAAGGAGUCUUUAAUGUCUCUUUGCACUGACUGAGUCUAAUCAAACUUUUGACAGUCCUGUAAUAGAUCUGUGUUGAUAGCAGGUACUUUAAAUUCACCCUCAGACUGUCUGGGUGUGAUAACAGCUUCCUAACAGCUCUCUGUAAUUAGACAAAGGUGUCUUUGAGGCGUUUUCACCUGCAGGAGAAAGUGUGAACUUGAAGUGGUGUGUCUGAGCUGCAGCCCCUUAACUUUAUCCAUCUCCUCAUCUUCAGUCCAACAGCCGGACCCCAACCAGCCGCGGCCAGAGGGGGCGGAGAUGAUGCCAGUUCGGGGUGAGGCUCUGGGGGUGGUCACUAACUGGCCUCCAUCCCUUGAGGCUGCUCUUCAACGCUGGGGGACUAUUUCCCCUAAAGCCCCCUGCCUCACCAGCCUGGACACGGCAGGGAAGCCCCUCUAUGUCCUCACAUAUGGUAACCAUCACUCCCACAGUUUGAUCAAACAUCGACUUUAUUGGUUUCUGAAGCGGUUCAUUAAACUUAAAGAGUUUGUCUCAGUAAUUUCAAGUUUCUGUGAAAAGAGUUUUUGAUAAUUCAGAUAUCGUGUAAAUCUUGUUGGCGCGUGAUAAAUCUUUAAAUUUAGAUAAUCUGACCAGCUUUUCACACAUUUGUCUCUCUUCAUUGGUAACCUACCAUGUCAGGUUAAUCAUGGGUCAUAUUUCUGUGUUCUUUAAAGAUAAUCUGUAUCAGACUAAGUGUUGUCAGUACUCAGGUGUGCAGGGAAAUUAAAUCAUACAGAAGAAGAGCUUAACUCCAGCACACCGUCAGCUGGGAAUUAAAGACUUUUACUCUGUUUUGAAAUACCGACGUUUUCUUUUCUUAGGCAGCGGUCGCUCCACCACAAAUGCAUUAGGCAGCUCUCACUUUAAAGUUUAAUCCAGAUAAACAAGCCCGAUUCUCCUGGUACUUCUGCUGACUGCUUAAAAGUCUUAAAUGUCACUUUGGGCUGUGUGUGUUUUUUCUCUUAUUGACUGUGUCCGUAAAUAGAAGUCCAAGAACGCACACACUCCCCUCUCUCUCUCUCUCUCUCUCGCUCUCUCUCGUUCGCUCGUUCUCUCGCUCUCUCAUUUGUAUCCUGUGUCCAUCUCCCUGCAGGGAAGCUGUGGUCUCGCAGCAUCAAGCUUGCCUACAACAUCCUCCACAAACUGGGCAGUAAGCAGGAGCCGAUGGUGCGGCCGGGUGAUCGGGUGAGUCACUCUCCCAUAACACCUCGCAGUUUUCAUUUCUGGCCUUUUUUAGACUGAUGACAUUGUUCUAUUGUUAGAUCAGUAUGGGCCGCACUGAAACAAUCCUGCAUCUAUCAGAGGUUGGCUUCAAACCUGACAAAAGAUGUUUUCAGAAAUGUCAAACAACCUCUUAAAACUGGAGACAGACUGAUGAAGCCGUCAGACGGUUAAUGCCGAUCUGACAUCAUCAGCGUCGCUUUGGCAUCAGCCCUCCUUUCAGAGCAAGAACACAUGUUUCAUAACUAAGUGAGUGACAGCAUGUUAUAAUAAAGAAAAAUGACUGGCAGGUAUUUGAUACAAACGCAGUGACACACAUUUAUAUAAAUCUGCGAAACAAAAGUGUGUCUUAGAGUUUCCUUUCGUGUUAAACCCUCAAAGUUACAAAUAUUAAAGGUCACCAUCUUUGCUGAUGGACAGGAUCUUAUCUUCGCUCUCUCACCAAAACUGUGUUGGUCAAAGACUCAGAGGAGAACACGAGCAUGAGUCACCCAGCAAACUAAAUCAACACCAGCUGGAUUUAGCAUUGCGACUGAUUCUGUGGCAGAGACUGCAGACAAGCUCUUCCUCUUUCUCAUGUUUUCAGCUCUGAGCAGUGAGGAGAUUUUAAGCGCCUCUCAGCCUCACCCCUGUCUCCUCUAACCCUCCUCUCCUCUUCCUCAUUUAGGUGGCCUUGGUGUUCCCUAACAACGACCCUGUGGCCUUCAUGGUGGCUUUCUACGGCUGUCUGCUGGCCGAGGUGGUCCCUGUUCCUAUAGAGGUCCCUCUAAGUCGCAAGGUGCGUCUUUACAUCCCCCCUCUUGUCGAUGUUUUCACAUUGACUCUCUAGUUCCUCCCUAUAGUUCUCAGUCUAAUAGAGGAUUAGUUUCUGGAUGGAAGGUCAGGUAAUUUAAGUUUUUUUAAAGCACUGCAGCAUGUCGAUAAUCCUCUCUGUUUCAGCCGCGAUCACUCUCAAACCAGAAUCUCCAGAACCUCCAAACUCCUGCGGUGUUUGUUUCUUUUGUCCUGACAUUUGAGUGACAGUUAAUGUCUCUGAAAGGAGCAGAGGUUUGUUGUUGUAGGGACUAUUUUCUGCCCUGUGUAUUCAUUCUGCAGAAACUGGGGACAGUCAUGACUCUGAGACGGCUUUUGAACAUUUAUAAUCCCUGCUUUAGAGUCAAGUUGACUUAAUUGCCAUUAUCACACACAGUAUAUGCAAAAGAUCACGCUGGCAGCAGGUCAGCUGUGUUGGUUUGUCAAUAACAUGAGGUUACUGGAGCCUGUUAUUGUGCAGUUCCUCUAUCGGGGCUCUUAAAGAUUUGUUUGGUCUUAAAGUCCAUGUUCUGGAUCUUCAGUCUCUCCUCUUUUCUUGCGUCAAGUAUCUCAAGUAUUUCUGAAAAAAGGGUCUGAACAGAGAGCAGAAAAACAAAUCAGAGAGCCAACAAGUUCAACAACCGAGGAACAAGCCCUCCGUCUGCCCCUCCAUCACACACCGACUCCUGUCAUCCCUCAGGUCACAGCUGUGGAUGUGUGAGUCAUCACCUCUUCAGACCUGACACGUCUGAAGGGUAGAAGCCCCCACUUUGUCAGGAAAGGUUUCUGAAGAUUGAAAAACAAAAUCCUAGCUGCCAGUUGUAUCACCUUUCAGUUUCUGCUCAGUCUGGAGCCUCUGAGGGAGACAUGUCAGCUCGCCUUUGCAGCGCUGCGAGCGCAGGGUCGUCACGGUUUCACGGCGAUUACUGCUGCAGCAGAAAAUGCCUUUAGCUGCAGGUCGGUCACCACUGCUUCUUUGCUGCAGGAUUUUCCAUAAAGUAUCUAUGAAGGCAGCAGCAGCAGCAGCAGUGCAGCAAACAGGAGAGCGACAAACAUGAGAGUGAAACAGGAUUCUGAAGACGUGAUGAAACAAAAAGACCCUGAAGAUGUUGUGAUUUUUAAUGAGUCAUCAUACUUCCUGAACGCUGAGCUAACCGUCUCCUCUCUCUUUUCAUCUUAUCGACCAAUAGGAUGCCGGGAGUCAGCAGAUUGGCUUCCUAUUGGGCAGCUGUGGAGUAACCGUGGCGCUGACAAGUGAUGCCUGCCACAAAGGGCUGCCCAAGAGUGCAACAGGAGAGAUCCCACAGUUCAAAGGUGAGAGAGAAAGUCAUCAAUCACAGCCGGACCGUGACGGCGCGGUGUUUCUGUGUGGGGGAGGGGCAGCCUGGCUGAGAAAGAGAGAGAAAUAAAUGACGGUGCAACUUUAGGAGAACUUGAUCAUCUUUAAUCAGCCGUCUUUUGUCUCUGCUUUCCAACAAAACUUCUGUUCAUGUCAGACGGCCGGUUACGUAUCUGCAGGAAGAGAGAGAUGUAUUAAAAAAAGAGAAAAGAUGAAGCACUCGAAGGAAAAGGUUUACCUCUAACUUAAGACGGUUGAGCUGAAUGUCACAGCUGCUGUUCAGAAGAGAGACGUCCGAUAUCCUGUCACAUUACUGAUAUGCUCUCAUGAUAAGAACGGUCCGUUUUACCGACGGUUCAGACGUCCCUUUUCUUCACAGCAUCAAGAGGGAAACGCUCCGAGAACUUCAAGUAUCAGGAUGUGAUGGUGUUGCAUUCACUGCCGCCAUGUUGCUUGUUUUUGUUCAUCUGUCACUUUAUGUUCACAGAUUAUAAGGGCACUAAAUGACUCACUUCUCUCAAGCUCGAACAUGUUUGACCUGGUAUCAUAGAAAUAUAGGAUUUUACUUUGUAACUUGUCCUUUAAAAAGCUCUAAAAAUUAAGUUAUUGUAAUGUGGUCAAUGUUAUGUCCUGGCAUAGCAUGAGAACACUAAAUGAGAUCAUUUCUAACUAUUUAUAUUUAUCCUGAUGAGUAUUUAAAGGAGGUUUCCGUGGUGAAGUUAUCCACAUAAACAAACUUUCGUCUCUCUCCGUGUUUCUGCAGGUUGGCCCAAGCUGCUCUGGUUUGUCACCGAGUCCAAGCACCUCUCCAAACCUCCCCGAGAUUGGUUCCCUCACAUCAAGGACGCAAACAACGACACGGCUUACAUAGAGGUGAGCUAAUAAUCGCUCAGCGGGGGCGCGUCGUCGCCUUUGUGGACGCUUCAACACAAGCUGGGACUUCAGUCAGUGUGAUGAUUGGAGCUGACAUUCCUCCGGUUUCCUUAUCGACCGCUCAGCUGACAUCCUGAGCUGCAGCGGCUGCAGGGCUCAUCACUAAAGCGGCAAAAUUACAAACGAGUGGAUGAGGAUUGUUUCUUAUCAGUGUUAAAUAAAUGUUUCCAACCUGAAAUCUCACAUUAUAUUGAAAAAGACUGAGCAAAUUGGAAAGUCUGUUACUCGAGAACAUAAACCAAGGCUGCGAAUGAGAGAGAGCUGGUUAUUAAAUUUGAUAAUUCUUGAGUUGUUUGGGUUAAUUGUCCUGGAAAAGUGUCAAUCAUUUCCAAGACGCCACUUUCCAAUGUGAUUUUUCUCCCCUAAUUGAUAUAAACUGAGAAUUAAUCCAUUAUUUGUGUGAUUUCUGAGCAAAAAUCCCACAAAUGUUCUUGCUCUGGCUUUAAAAAGACACAUUUUCUAACUCAGUCUUUGCAGCAUAAUUAUAGAAUUAUAAAAACAUCUUAAUUUUGUCUGGAUACAAAGAAAAAAUCUCUUAAUAGAAAAUCAUCAGUUUGAACCAGUUGCUGACAUUGUAAGAUGUGUAAAAGACACUUUUAAUGGUCGGCCUGGUGCUCUGUGGUCAAAUAAAGCGGAUCUCAGUCUGCUCUGAUGUCGUCUGUUGUUUGUGUCUCAGUAUAAAACCUGCAAAGACGGCAGCGUGCUGGGAGUCACAGUGACGAGGAUCGCUCUGCUCACACACUGCCAGGCUCUCACCCAGUCCUGCAGCUACACAGAAGGUACAAUCGCACACAAACGCACACAAACGCACACAAACAGUUCAGUCUGCAGGUCGUAAAAAAAGCAAUCUGACAGUUUUCUCCCCUCUUUCUCUCUCUCUCUGUCUGCAGCGGAAACCAUUGUGAACGUCCUGGACUUUAAGAAAGAUGUGGGUCUGUGGCACGGCAUCCUGACGGUAAGAUAUCGUGGUGUUUUUUCUGGACCCCAGGGAGACGAGCAGCUGCCUAGAAUCCUAACCAAGAAUAAAAACAAUCAUUUUAGAGUAACAGCAAUAAAAAGGGAUAACAAAAACCAGACAAGAUCAGAAUAAAACCAGAUUGUGUUGUUGAAAACUUUGUAAAGUUUUUGACAAAGAUCCAGAAGUCAGGAUUAUUCUGAUCCCUGCAGAGAGCUGGAUUCAGACUUGAACAGUUUUACAGUCAGGGUGAUAUUUUUGUCCAUUUUCUAACAUAUUUUGCUCUUGAAUUGUCGAGUCUAUUCAGUAAGAAGGUUGACAAAUGUGUAAACAAAAGCAGCUGGCAGGAUCAUUCACUUCUUGUGGUUUUGGCGCCCCCUGUGGACAAAAUUUAGAGCUCUGGAAAUCCUUAAAAGUCUGUGUUUGGACCAGAUGAAUCCAGUCCAGGACAAAUGUAAACUGGAUUACCUGAUCCCGUGUUUUAAUGAGUUCGUCUCUGUACGUGUUUCCUGCAGAGUGUGAUGAACAUGAUGCACGUGAUCAGCGUCCCGUACUCGCUGAUGAAGGUGAACCCUCUGUCGUGGAUCCAGAAAGUGUGCCAGUACAAAGGUCAGACUCACACGCCACCUGCCACUCUGCUCCGUCACUUCUCCACAUUCAGCCGUCCAUCACACAGAUUAAAUGCUAAUGUCUCCUCCGUGUGUGUGUGUGUCCCCUGCAGCUAAGGUAGCAUGUGUGAAGUCCAGAGACAUGCACUGGGCUCUGGUGGCCCACAAAGACCAGAAGGACAUCAACCUGAGCUCGCUGCGCAUGCUGCUGGUGGCCGAUGGAUCAAACCCCUGUAAGGUCACACUCAGCCCUCACAGCAGAGCGUUUUCCUCUAACAGCAGAGUUUAAAAAAGGUGUAUAUGUGAGGGAUAGAGAAUGUCAGAGAAAUGGAUAAAGUCUCUGGGGAUUCAGCAAACUGGGUCACUUUACAGGAAUAGAGCAGGACUACGAACAUUUGGUACAAUGGGUGAUUUUCAGCCCGACUGGAGAGGAAGAAGACUGAAAUAUAUCAGCAAAGAAAAAAAAACUCUGAUUUAUGAUCGGCUCUGGGAGAUUUUCAUGUUUCCCCCUUCACCUCCUCUCUGUCUCUGCGCUUUAAGACUUUGUUUGGUCUCAGAUAACAGUUGGUUCUGGUUGUAGCUCUGGCCCCGCUGAGAGUGGAGACUCUUCACGCCAAGGCCCCUCAGAAACCCUCUCCAAUCAGAGUUAACCAGCAAGUCCACACUCACACAGGCGACAUGUUUCCAUCCACACUGGGAAAGACAAAAACUGCACCAAAUCCCAAAAGAAGCAUCAUUGUUUUGACGCAAAAGUUUCAACCAUGCAGCAGCUCAGCCUUGAACAGCCCCGUAUAUUAAUGUAUUACUCAUUUCAGAGCGCCUGUGUCCGCUCAUCAAUUGUUUUAGAGAGCUGUGUGUCCCAGUUAUAAACUCCUCACUGACUGUAAGCAGCUUUUGAAAUUUGAGUACGCUCAACCUGCACCUGAGCUCCCUCGCUGAUGGAGACUGAUGCCGAUAAAAUCACCUCGUAAAGUGGACCCUUGAGUUUGGAUUGUUUUGGAGUGUUCACAUCAUCGUAAAGUACACAAAUGAAAUGGAGAGGCGCUCGCAGUGAAAAUUAAAUCAAACCCUGGAUGGAGGUAAAGCAGCUUCAGGUAGAUUUUAGAUUUUGACACAGCUGAAUAACUAACGGGUCUCUUUAAAUUUAUUUUAACAAGUUUGUUGUUAAAAUUUGAGAAUAAGAGAACCCAAAUGUUCUUGUAUAUUAAUUUUCAUGACGUUUUGCAACAGUACACCUUUAUUUACUUAUACGUCACCACAGAUUUGAAUACUGUUUUAUUACAACCUGUGAAUCCACUGAAAAAAAUUGACUUUUGUAGAGGGUAGUUAUUUUUCAGAUCGUGUUCAAGUAUCACAGCCUUAUUUCCAAAAAAGUUUGGACACUAAAAUGUUGUUUAAAAAAAACAUUUUGAGGGUUUUGCAUAUCAUUAAAAGCCCUCAUUUGAUUUCAGAUACUGCAAAGAUAACAUGUAAAAGAGUGAAACUGAAAAAUGUGAAUAUUUUAUGAAAAUUAGUCUCAUAGUUGAUUCCAGCAACAUGUUUCCGAUCAGUUUAAAGAGGGACAAAAAAAAAACCCAAAGGUUUGUGAAAUGCCCCUAAAAACAUCAGUAAUUCAACAAUUUCAAGAUGUUACUGAGCAUAAAGAUGCAACAAAUUUUGAGAUUUUAUCAUCUGUCGAACAUAAUACAUUAAAAAAUGUAAGAACCUGGAGAAAUUUACACAAAAAGAUGACAUUGCGUUAAAAUCAGACAUGGCUCUGUAGUGGAAGUCACCGCACAGGUUCAAAAUCAGUCCCUGUCUGUGAACUGAGUUCGUCCCUGCAUCCUUAAACUAAACAGUUUUAUGGUUCAGAAACAUGAGUGACUCUCUGAGGAAGUUAAAGAUGGAUUUAAGGGAGGUGUGGUGAGGGAUUGGCAUCCUUUUGGAAAUCAUGGACGUCUCAUCCUCCUCUGUGAAUUUCAGCCUCACAGUUAAACUCACAGACCUUUUAUAGUAUUUUUCACUAUUUUAAAGGUACUUUUACCCGAACAAACAGUCUCCCCCUGCAAAUGAGAAUUUUCACAACGUUUUCAUGAGGCUGCUCCUCUGAGUCUUCGAGAAAAGGUCAUCCUUUCCAUCUCAAAGAUUUCUUUAUACUCUUCCAUUCUCUGAGGUUCGGAGGCUCUGGGUGAUUUCGUUCUCGUGUUAUUGCUCUUUUUUUUUUACAGGCGGUCAGCAGUAUCUCACUCAAACACUGCUCUUUUUUAAUAUUCAGUGGUAUUAAAUCUUUGCUGCAGCCGAACAUAAAUUCCUCCAGAGCGUCGUAACUUUAAGACACGUCCAAAAAAUGUGAGAGUGAUGUGACGAUGAUCCUGACUUUAACUGUGUGAUGAGAUAAAUUUACAGAAGCUCUCUCAUUAGUAAAGACUUUGGAUUUGUCGUGUAUAAUUUAACCUUGUUGAAGACCUCCAGGUGCAGGUUUUCUGAUUGUCUUUUGAACGUCAGCGGUUUGUGUGAAAGUGUCGACCGCCUGAGCCGAAGCUGUUCUGACAGUUUGUUUGUGUUUCUGUCCGUCAGGGUCCAUCUCCUCCUGCGAUGCCUUCCUCAACGUCUUUCAGACUAAAGGGCUGAGAGCCGACGUCAUCUGUCCCUGCGCCAGCUCCCCCGAGGCCCUGACUGUGGCCAUCAGGAGGUACACACACACACUAACACACACUCAUAAAAAUGCACAUACUCUGAGCUCUGAUUUACCUACACUGAUUAUGCAAACAUCUGCACAUACACACAGAGGAAGGAACACAAAUAUGCAAACAAGCACACACACACACCCAUGCAAACACACCCACAGAGUACACACUGGAAACACACAAUCACAAAGAGAAGACAGGUCCAGAGUGUUUCCCUCUGCAGCCCUCAGACUGAGAUCACAGCGAGGAGCUAAUCUAACCAAUCACAGAUCAGGAUGAUGCAAAAACACACACACACACACACAUUCGUUUACAUUCGCCGUGUUUACACAAAAACUCACACCAAUCUGCUCAGUGACAAACAUUUAAACAGUCAGUGCACACAUUUGAGGUACAAACACCGCACUGUAUGAAGGUGUGUGUCUGUUUACUGUUUGAGCAUCACUGUACAGAGCAGGUUAAUGACAGUGGGACCUGUGUGUGUGUGUGUGUGUGUGUGUGUGUGUGUGUGUGUGUGUGUGUGUGUGUGUGUGUGUGUGUGUGUUGUGUUCAGGCCUGUGGAGGACAGCAGUCAGCCUCCAGGGCGAGGCGUCCUCUCCAUGCAGGGUCUGUCAUACGGAGUCGUCAGGGUCGACACAGAGGAGCGCCUCUCAGUGCUCACAGUGCAGGACGUGGGGACCGUCACUCCUGGAGGUAUGGGUGUGUGUGUGCCUCCUCCUCUCUCCUCCUCCUCCUUCUGCUCUUCUCUCUCCUCCUCUUUCUCCUCUCCCUGCUCUUCUCUCUCUUCCUCCUCUCCAUGCUCUCCUCUCUCUUUCUCUGUCCUCCUCCUCCCCUCCCUGCUGAUCUCUCUCCUUCUGCUCCUCUCCCUGCUUUCCUGUCUCCUCCUCCUGCUCCUUUCCCUGCUUUCCUCUCUCCUCCUGCUCCUCUCCCUGCUCUCAUCUCUCCUCUCUCCAUCUCCUGCUCCUCCCUGCUCCUCUCUUUGCUCUCCUCCUGCUCCUCUCCCUGGUCUCAUCUCUCUUCCUCCCUCCUUGUCUCCCUGCUCUCCUCUCUCCUCCUGCUCCUCGCCCUGCUUUCAUCUCUCCUCCUGCUCCGCUCCUUACUCUCCUCCUCCUCUCCCUGCUUCCUCUCUCCUCCUCUUGCUCCUCUCCCUGUGCUCCUCUCUCCUCUUCCUGCUCUCCUCUCUCCUAUUCUUGCUUCUCUCCCUGCUCUCCUCUCUCCUCCUCCUCCUCUCCCUGCUUUCCUCUCUCCUUCUUCUUCUCCUCUCCCUGCUCUCCUCUCUCCUUCUUCUGCUCCUCUCCCUGCUCUCCUCUCUCCUUCUUCUGCUCCUCUCCUUGCUUUCCUCUCUCUUUCUCUUUCCUCCUUCUCCUUCUCCUCUCCCUGUUCUCCUCUCUCCUCCUGCUCCUCCUCUUCCUCCUUCUUAUUUCUCAUUGCUCAUCACAGAGACAUCAACUUUACAGCUAAAAUAAAACGUCAUCUAACAGUCAGAAUCAAAGUUGGGUCAUUUAUCGAUUCAGGGGAGUGUUUCUGGUGUGUGUUGGAGUUGAUGGCGGUGACCACACACCCUCUCUGUCCCUCUGAAGAGUUAAACAGCCGGCCUUCAGCACUGUCACGCACUGAAUGGCAAAAAAUCCAUUAAGUCCAUCAAAUCGUAAAAUUAGUUUUAAGGGCGUGUAAAUGUGCGGCCUCUCCUUUUCAUCAACGUCCAAUUUUAGAGGCGCUCUCUCUCCUCUUGACCGGGCGAGCUAAGCGCCUGAACGCUAAGAGAGACAAAAGAAAUAAGAGUUUGAAUAUGGCUGCCAUCUUUUGUUAGCAGAGGACAAAGUCAGUCUGGUAGUUUUAACAAGGUGAUUCGGAACAUAAAGAAGCUUUUAGGACGUAAUAAAUCAUCCGCUCUGCUCCUAAUGAAGAAUCCAACCACAACAGAGAUAGAGAGCAGGAAAGACGCCCUGGCAUUACAUCUGCUUUACUUUCACACACACACGGGCGCUGAUGGCUCUGUCCCUCCCUCUUUGAAACAUCGAUUCAGUUCUGUUCCUCCCUCUGCUGCAGCAUUUACAGCAGAUUGAUAUCACUCCUCCAUCCCCGUUUGUACUUUCCUGCAGCGAGGCGAGGCGGACUUUCAGCACCAGUCCUGCUCUGAUCAGGCUUCAUAUCAAACCUCAGAUUUCAACAUGUAACGGUCUGAAAUUAAACCUGUUUAAUUCGUGAAAUACUCUCGUUUAUCACAUAACAGUGAGCAGUUAUUGUUCCUUAAACCCAGUGUUGAGUUUUAAAAGAAUUAAAGCGGCUAUCAUUAUUUUAGGUUUUUUUUCUUUUGUGUAUUAAACUGCCAGAAAAAAAUCAAUGAACACUGAACUAUUAAGACGUGGAUUACUAGAAAGCUGAUUUAAGCUCCUUACCAGUCCCAGAGAGCAUUUCUCCUCCAACAAACACUUGGAAGACGACUACAGCCUCUGCAGAAAAGAUUUUAAAACGAAGUAAAAAGUGCAAAUUUUAGUGAUUAUAAAUCCUGGUCCGUGUCUCCAGAUAUUGAGGUGGUGUGAAAGCUCAUUUAAACUCUUAUGUGGACCAAACAUGCAGAAAUGAAACCUGUUGAUGUUCAUAUUAAAACGGUGUGAAGCUGCCUCCACUUCCUUCUCAUUGUCUAGUUAGUAUAAGGACUUUUUGUUAUAUUUGUAGGGAAAAAAAACAAAAAUCACUUUGUUAUAAAAAGCUUGACUCCUGGACUUUUUACUGUUGACUGGACGAAGAGCUGCAGCUUCAGAUCUCAAGUUUAAAAAGAUUUAUUGGCCAGCUAUUUCACAUUACAGAGCAUCAGCAAAGCAGCAAAGUUAUUUUUGUUAUUACACUCCCUGAUGAGCUGCUCUUUGCUUACUUUACAACUUAAAUUUCUAAAAAUGUAACUUCAGGUUUUAUUGUUUUUGUUUACAUGUGCAGAAAAUUAGAAGGAUUCUACAGUCCUGAACUUUAUACUGUCACAAAACUUUUCCAAGUUGUAUUUAACAGAAAAAAACUCUUCAGGAAAAUCAGUGCUGUUUAUGAAAUACUGCUCUUUAUGCGGUUGAUGAAAAAUGCGUAAAUCUGCAGAAACACUCGCACUGCUGCAGAUUAUCCAACAUCACCGUCACAGACUCUGAGCUCUGAUCUGAACAGGCUCCAUGUUUCUGUGAACCUGCAACACCUGGUGUUCAAAGUGGGAACUACAACCACUGCAACACCAGGGCCCAGACUAGACCAGGGAGAACCAGGCUGAUGAUUUAUUGAGAAAGAAACAUCUUUCAAGUGAUUUAACUUCUUGUAUUGCUUUCAUUUCUUUCAUGUUUUUUUAUCGAUUUAACUCAAACUAUGAAAUUCAUGUUAUUUGUGUGCUUUUUUGUUUUUACCCCUUGUGAUUUAGUUAAUUUUAAUUAGUUUAUUUCCUAACUGUGUCAUAAUUGAGCUCUUUUCUCUCUUCAUUUUACUUUAUAUAAGUCGUAUUUCUUCAGUAUCUCCUUGCUUGUUUUGUUGUCAGACACUUUCCAAAGUCAAUUUCUCUAUCGGUGCGCCGUAUGUUUAAGUUGUUAUUUUGCUGAAGUGCCCGACAUCCUCAGGUAACCUGGUUUUGUGUUGGCCCAGACAUGAGUAAUAUUUGGGUCAGGGAGCCUGCUUUGAGCUCCGACUGAGGUGUUAGCUGGAUUCAUUCCCUGGAACAGGUGCAUGUGGAGCAAAAACUGAGUUCAUUCAAGGUAGAAUGAGUAACUCUGUGUUUCUGUGUCCUUGGCCCCACAGGUCUGGUGUGUGUGGUUAAACCGGAGGGCGUCCCUCAGCUCUGUCAGACUGAUGAGAUCGGUGAGUUCUGCGUUUGCUCCAUCGCCACAGGCACUUCCUACUACGGCCUCACCGGUAUGACCAAGAACACUUUUGAGGUGAGUUUUUACUGCUUCCUCCUCGCUCACAUGAGUCUGACAGAUGUCACGACUUCACUUCUCCAGAUUUGCAGACAGAGACUUGAUUGUUAAACCUCCUUAAACUAAAAGCAGCUGUGUGACGAUGUCAAAAUAAAAGCCCUCUGUUCAGAAAUACUCCUGGUUCUGAUUCUGGAUCAGCCGCGUGACAAGAGGUUCUCAACCAGUCCCUGGUCUCUGAUCCAAGUAUUCGGCCAGAGGUGGUCCAUAAAUACUCCUAAGUUCAAGGAUAUUUAUGGACCACCUAAGCAACUGGCUUGCCCUGGUGCUGACCAGUUGCCGUGGCGACUCUGCAGCUGAACACCUGUAUAUUUGCAGGUCUACCCCGUGAGCUCCACUGGCGGGCUGGUCAGCGAGUACGCCUUUGUGCGGACCGGCCUGCUGGGCUUCAUCGGACCCGGCGGUCUUGUCUUCAUCACCGGGAAGAUGGACGGGCUCAUCAUGGUGAGCGGGCGGAGGCACAACGCUGAUGACAUCGUUGCCACGGCGCUGGCAGUGGAGCCAAUGAAAUUCGUCUACAGGGGCAGGUGAGUAGAGGGGCCGUUAAACUUCUUUAUGACGGUGUCACGUGUGAAAUAUAACGCCCAGAGUAUUUGGAUUUUAGAGAUCUGUGUGACUGUAUGUGUGAUGCAGAUGUCAAACCAAGAGUAAUCCUUUUUAAUAACAGAGAUAUUCAUAUUAAUCAGAAUAUGUGUGAUUAUGAUUCCUGUCCACAUCGCCGAUACGUCCUGAGAUUACAGAGGAGCAUCCAGAAGUCGAACCACUCUUAAAUCAUUGCCUUUGACUGUAUUUGAACAGCAGCCAGCACCGGCACAUUUACUGUCACAGUGAUUAAUGAGCGAUCCAGCAGCACAUAAUAAAUUCAAUAAAGCAGAGCCACAGAGGAUGAAUCCAGAAACUGUAAUGGAGGGAAGUUUAAUUGUGUCCACCGCCGCCGAGGAGGAAAUUCAUCUUAUCGCUGACAGAGUCUGAUGAAGUUUUACAUUCGAAGUAAAGUGAGACAUUUAAAGAAAAGGCUGCUGUAGAGGGUGACAGUCUCUUUGUUCAGACACAUCCAGAUGAAACUGAUUUUAAUGUCAAAAGACUUAGAAAUACUGAACUACCUUCUCAGAUAAAAUAUCAAACGGCUGCGUUCAAGAAGGGGCAGAAGGAGGUAACAGCUCAUCUGGUCCAACCCCGACCUUUAAAGUUAAACUAGGGCUGGGCGAUAUGGCUUCAAAUCAAUAUCACAAUAUAUUGAUCAGUUCACUUUGAUAAUGAUAAAUGGACGAUAACUACUCAACAAGCUGCUCGCCACCUCCCACAUUAACUUCGUCUUCUUCAGCUGCUACAACUUUUAAAAUGUCCUCCAUCUCCUCACCUGUCUUUCCCUCUUUGUUACGGACUGGAUGGGGUGGAGUCACGUCUCUGACGUAGGACAGCGUCUUAAAGGGACAUUAUACCAUAGCCUAACUACACACAUCCAAAACCAACUUUUAUUUAUUUAUAUUUUUGACACAGAAUAUACUGAUAUGGGCAAAAUGACGUCAGUUAUUGUCAUAAAUUUCUGUAUCGGUAAAUUUUUGGUUUAUCGCCCAGCCCUAAAUUAAAGUUUCUUGCUGCUUGCAGGUUGAAUUGACAUGAAAUAGAUGUUUUAAUUUACUUUAUUUACUUUAAUUGGCUUUAUUUUACUCAGCCAGUCUUGUCAAAGCGCUGUUGUCAUUUUCUGUUUUCUUCACUUUGCUUGAUGUCACUCAGCACCUUAAGGUUUCAACACACCACACUCCUUCUUCUGCUGUGGUUGUCCUUGGCAUCACUCUCGCUCUUCAUACAGUGACUGUUGCUAUGGGGUUUCGACCAAUCAGAAUCAAGUGUCUCACUCAGCUGAGCGAUCAGUAUGAAAGCUGAGUCAUGAGUGUGGAGAGCGUCCAAGAGAACUGGAGGUUUUAUUGCAGACACGGCAGCCUCAGAGUGACCAUAAGAACAUUUUAUGAAGGUUUGAAUCCAUCACAGAGAUGACAGGGUGAAAGAGGGUGAAAAGACUCGAUCUAGAUUAACCAUGAGUUUAACUGAACAGUUUUUGUGCUCAUAGUGAAAUAACACACCUGUGUGUUAGAAGAGAGCAGCAAACACCUUACUCCUGUUAUUACUCAUUACUCAGUUCUAAGCACCUUUGUGUGCAGCCAGACACUGACACCAGCUGCUUCUGUCCAAAAACACCUUUUUUAUCAUGAAGGUUCAUAACAAAAGCUUGUAAAAACUCCGACCGGGUGAGUGGGGGGACAGAUUACUUUGAUUUCUGUAUUAAUAAAAAAACACUCAGGUAGUUCUGCCUCUUAAACCGCCUUUAUAAAUAUAAAAGUCAAGUUAUGAGGCACGUCUCAGCAGCAGUGAAGUUGAGGUGAUUAUCCAAAAGACUUAAAAAGAAAACAUCCAAUUAAAAUCAGCGGGAAAGUUUGUCAAAGUAUUUCUUCUUGAGUUGGAUCGUCAGGGUGGACAAGACCAGAUCUGGACCCUGUCUGUCCCCUCUGUAGCCUGUCCUCCUGUUGUUCUUCAGGGUAUUUAUGGACCACCAAAGGGGUCAGAAGACCUGCAGAGGUCCUUAACCAGCUCCUUUGUCCGAGGCUUAGUUUAACCCCGAAUUUCCACCGCAUCUGCUGUCCAAACUUUCCUAUCCGGUCCGUUUAUCAGGCGAAUUUCGUGGCAGAGUACGUACAGCAGGAAUCACGAGAACUCUGCAUCUCCUCAUCCAUGGUGUCAUCGGGGUGAAAUGACGUCUAUAAACCUUUCACUUGUUCGUCUCCGCCCAUUUGCAUGGCGUGAAAUACGAUCUAUGUUUUAUUUUGAAAAAGAAGCCAGAUUUUUUUUUGUGUGUCUGUCCUCGGGUUAAUCUGUGCUGAAUUUAUCCGGCAUGCUCCGGCGUCCGAAAAAAUAGAACUCUUGCGAUCAGCUGCGGAGUCUAGUGAUCCGCAGAGGAACGGAAAGAUGUCGAUGGAAAUUGACACAUUAACUUGAAUGUAAACGAUCAGCUACAAUUGGCUGAUACGGCCUUUUCUUAGCUGUUCCGGAUGCAGUGGAAAUUGGGGGUUACUCUUCUCUACAGCGGUAUUUAUCCAUCAGUAUCAGCUGAUUGACAUCUGCAGUGCAUUAACAUGAAGAUCACUCUCUUCUCCGUCCUGCAGGAUAGCGGUCUUCUCUGUGACGGUGCUGAGGGAUGAGAGGAUCGUGGUCGUAGCCGAGCAGAGACCCGACUCCACCGAGGAGGACAGCUUCCAGUGGAUGAGCCGCGUCCUGCAGGUAGAUCAGCUGGUUUUAUGGAUUUAAUCACCUGAUGAUAACAGGAACACUGACAUGCUUCUGUUUUAAUGCUCUUCAGCUAAUAUCUUGAUUCAGAUCUUGUGUUCGGGGUUGAUUCCUCACUCGAUUGUACCCGUUGUGACACCGUAACUAAAAGAACCAGAAUGUUCUCCCGGUCUGUGAUGAUGGCUGACGGGUUGUUUGUUCACUCCGAACAGAUUCAGGGUUUAAAAUUCAAUAAAGCAGCUUUAUUUUAAAGGUUUAGCAAAGGUAGGUCACGCUAAAACAACACAAAGGUUAAGCCAUGAUUUAAUAAUGAUUCCUCAUCAGCAGGUAAUCCCCCCGUCCUCUGACUGUCCUCCACCCCACCUUACCCCACUCACUCACUCACUCACACACACUGUCUCUCUUUCAGGCCAUCGACAGCAUCCACGGAGUCGGCGUGUUCUGCCUCGCUCUGGUCCCCGCCAACACUCUCCCCAAGACUCCUCUGGGGGGCAUCCACCUGUCAGAGAUCAAGCAGCUGUACCUGGAGGGGGGGCUGCACCCCUGCAACGUCCUCAUGUGCCCCCACACCUGCGUCACCAACCUGCCCAAACCCCGGCAGAAACAACCAGGUGAGAAACAGGAAAAUUCAGAAACACGGAGGUGUGAUCUCCUGACUCCUGGACCUCGUUGAUGUUUGUGUGUUUUUGUGUGUUUGUGUGUUUGUGUCGCAGAGAUCGGACCCGCCUCUGUGAUGGUGGGGAAUCUGGUGUCAGGGAAACGGAUCGCUCAGGCCAGCGGGAGAGAUUUAGGACAGACAGAUGACAAUGACCAGGUGAGACACACAGACUUAGACUUUGGUCAGUCUUUAUCUUUAUUAUCCAGUUUCUCAUUUUACCUUUUACACUUCCUUUAUUUUAUGGUUUGUCCUGAUUUGACUGGAUUGUAAAAUUAUGAGAAAAACUGAAAACAGCAAAAAUAAAUAAACAGAUAAUAAAAAUGUUGGACCAGAGAAACUGUCCUCUAGUUUGUCAAUAUUGAACAGCAGUCGUGCACAAAUGAGAAAACAGCUGAUCAAAUAAAGUCUGGUGGUCCGUCCAGGUAUUAUGCAUGAGUGGAAACACUCUCAUCUGCAGAAUCUUCAUGUUCCGCCACCAUGUCUGUUCUGGUCAUGGUACUUCAGAUCAAAGUUCUGUUAGACCGUCACUGGAAACUCCCUGAUCUGAACCUUUAGUUUUUCAUUUUUCUGAAGCAGUGACAGAUGUAGACGAUCUUAGAGGCAGAUAGCGCCAUCUGCUGUUGAAGAAAGAGUUUUGAUAAUCAUUUUCCCUCUCAUCCAUUUGAAAAUGAUCUCUUAUAUUUACCAGCUCUUCCAUCAGAUACUGUUCAGUCACUAAAUUACACACAGCAGAAAUCAUUUCUUUAACUUCCUCCUCGGUCUCCUCUGAUUUUCAUGAAUCCCUUCCAAAUCUGGAAGAUGAAAUUGAGAAACAAAGUAAAUGUCAGGACUGUUUUGAUGAAUAACUGAUUGUAAAUUUGACAUUUUUGAGUAAAAGUUACGACUAAAUCGAAACGAUUCACAAUCAGAACGACUGUUUAAUCGCCCGACGAAGCGACGGCUCCGGUAAAGUGCUCGUAAAUUUGUUUCUCAGCGGCCGAUUGAAGCAUCAGCAGAUCGUUUCUUUCCUGCUUUGAUAUUUCACUGUCUGAUAUCGAUUACGUCUCUUUAAUGUCCCGGUAAGAGGCAGAGAGUCGCCGCUGCAGUUAAAAGUCGUGCUCUGUCAGCAGCAAAGCUUGAUAUGACGGAUAAAAUGAAAGUUUUAUUCAAACACACACAACCUCAACUGAAUGAAACUUUUACAGACGGUGUGCAGUUCAGAAAAUGUGCUGAUGAAGUCAAACUACAUCAUGACUCUUUAAUUAAUCUGUUAUCUUUCCUCAGAACCUGAACUCUGUCUGUGUUUUUCAGUUCUUGUUCCUGUCGGAGGUUCUGCAGUGGAGAGCUCAGACCACACCAGACCACGUCCUCUACACCCUGCUCAGCUCCCGGGUAACUAGACACACACACACACACACACACACACACACACACACACACACACACACACACACACACACACACCCCGUAACAGACAGUUAUAGCUCAUGAAAUGGAUGAUAAACCUCAGGAUUGUCCUGCUGAUAACCUCUGUUAGAAAACAUUGUAAUAUAUGCAGCAGAAAUGUGACCUUUCCUCUAAGUUUGAUAUGUUGAUGAUGCACUUAAGUACGUGAUUAAAAUAGAAGAUUGAUUUUUUAGGGGACAAAAGCUGCAAAAUUACAAGUGUUAACGUCACAUCCUGUGAGAUUGAAGUGCGAAAAUUACAAGAAAAAUAUCCAUUCUUGGAAAAAAAAGACCUUAAACAAAGAGAACUGUGUUUGACUGUUCUGAUUUUUAAGCACUGAUAUAAACUUCAGAUAACUUCACUCGAAUCCGUCCUGGAGCCGUUUUUAUCACUCCUUCUCUCCUCUCCUUUAGGGGGCGGUGUCCAGCUCCCUCACCUGCCUCCAGCUCCACAAGCGGGCAGAGCGAGUAGCGGCCCUCCUGAUGGAGCGAGCCGGUCUGCAGGAAGGAGACCACGUGGCUCUGGUUUAUCCUCCAGGUCAGUCUGGAGGAUGAUGCUGAAGGAUGUUGUGACCGUGGAUUUUAAAAGAAGCGCUCUGAUCUCACGGCGUUUGUGUGUUUUUUUUGGUCCUGCAGGUAUCGACCUGAUCGCGGCCUUUUACGGCUGCCUGUACGCCGGCUGUGUUCCCAUCACGGUGCGACCGCCUCACCCUCAGAACAUCUCCACCACCCUGCCCACCGUCAAGAUGAUCGUGGAGGUCUGAGAUUUCACAUCUUUCUACUCUUCUUAUGAUCAGACUAGCAGGAGAGAUAAUCUGUUUUUUAUUGGAGUAGAGCGAACAGAUUUUCCACCUUCUCUCUCUCUCUCUUCAGGUCAGUCACUCGGCCUGUGUGAUGACCACGGCGGUUAUCUGCAAGCUGCUGCGCUCAAAAGAGGCCACGGCCACUGUGGACAUCAGGAACUGGCCUCCUGUCCUCGACACAGGUACGACAGCUUUUGAUUUACAGACGCACCAGAAUCAUAUGAUCACAUUUAGAGAGUCGAAGACAUCAGUGUGUAAGACACGGUUUACCUCUGUAGUGUUAGCGAAAAAGCAGAACAUGUGACAACAGGUGAGCAGAGGUGGAUGGCAGGAUUACAGGUGAAUCAUUUUCAGGCUACGAGGCCAACCUGACACCUGUGAAGGUAAAUAUACUGAAGGUGGUGGAAACAGAUGGUGAUGGACAGAGUUUAAUGAGGGUUAAAGACAGUUUUUGGGGCCACAGUUACUUGCCAAUUAUUAUCUACUAACUUAUCGAAGUCUGCAACCCACAAUAACUGACCCCAGAUCUGCUCUCUUUGCUAAAUACAGUUGAUUUUAGCUACAUCCUCUUCUUACCGGGGCGGUCAGUAUUCACAUAUUCAUCUCUAUCAGAAGUAACCCAUCUUACAACCACGAUGGACAGUGACCACAUGACAUGGAAGCUAUUGAAGAAAAUGUUUAAAAUUUGCCUUAAAAUUUGAUACAAAAAAUUUUAGAGAGAAAAUUUGGGAAAUAAAGAGAUUUGUUUUAUUUUUGACUUUAGUACUAUUAUUUGAAAUCAAUUUCAAGUCAAUUGGUCACAUGACAAGGAAGCUAUUGAAGGAAAACAGCCUUUUUUUGAGAACAUCAACCAGUAAUUUAUUGAUGGUCCCUUAAUUCAACAUUGACAGCGAGGGUGCCGAGUUGAUUUAACCACACUGCUGUUGCUUUUCCCGGUUAUGGAGAGUGAGAAGACACACCGGUAAAUCCACAGAGAAUGUCCGUUGAAUAUCCAAACUUAAACUAACUUCACCACCGUAUUUACAUGAAAAACAUUUGUUUCCUCGGCUGAUUUUUUUAUGCGCACAUGUGCCCCUCAGUACAUUUUACACACAUCUAUUUUUAGUUGCAAAUGCGAGUGAAACGGUCGCACUGUCGAGCCCUGUGACAUAUGACACUAAGAGGACAUGUACCAAACAGAGAAAGAGCAGCCAAACUGGAACUCCUGAAAAGUGUAAAUACUGUUGGACUAACAGGGAUGAGUGUGUAAUCACAGAUUGGACAUCAUCAUCUUCUGACGUCCCUCCCUUAAAAUCCUCCACCUGCUCCUCUCUCUCUCACACACACACACACACAGAUCAUCAGUUUCAGACCUGAAUCAGCUCUUGUUUUGUCAUGUUUGUUUCCUGCACAGGUCCAUCAUUGGUUCUGCUCUUGAAGAGUUUCCUCUGUCUCUGCUGUGUGUUAAACUUAUAGCCUGAAAUAUUUGCUGUAGUUUGAUCUACGUGGACAGAGUCUCUGUGAUGUGACUGUGUUUACUGCGGGGUCUCAGGGGUCCUUAAUCUUCAUGUUGGAUCAUGGCUGUAAAUUGUUGUAAACAUUCAGUCAGCAGGAGACUUUUUCCUUUUUUAUGAAGAUGAACAUGAAGUUUGAACUCGUUUGUCCCUGCGGAGUCACAUGACUUCACAUCCAGCUCUGUGUGCAAAGAGGUUUAGAUUUUCUGUGUGCAUGAAUCUGAAGUUUCAGCCUUUAAAAAAAACGACUUAAGUCAGUGAUGCUCACAAGCUGCUAGAGCUGCACUGUGGGUUCAUGUUCGGGUCAGCGUUUCUGAAAUGGAUGCAACUCAACAGACUGUCCUCUUGAGCGUUAUAAAACAUAUGUGUGUGUGUGUCUGUGUGUGUGUGUGUCUGUGUGUGCGCUGCAGAUGACCUGCCAAAGAAGAAGCCUCCAGCUCUCUAUAAGCCCACCAACCCUGACGGUCUGGCCUAUCUGGACUUCAGCGUGUCCACGACCGGCAUGCUGGCUGGAGUUCAGGUCAGCUCAACGCUAAUCCUCAUCGCAUGAGCAAACUGCUAACAGCCUCUUGUUCAGCCGCCCGGAAACACUUUCCUCCUUCCUCUAUUUAUUCCUCACGUUCUCGAGGGGAAUUUAGAGAAACAUGAUAUUAGAGCGCUUUCCAGAAGGCCAAUCAAGAAACUGAAGCAUGAUGAAGUUUGACGUUUGCACUUAAAGAAUAAUCCUGUUUUUCUCCACCCCGUGUCCUCUUCGUCUAUGUCCGUCUCCUUGUCUCUCUCUCUGCGUCUUCUCUCCAGAUGUCCCAUAAUGCAGUUGGAGCGUUCUGUCGGUCGGUGAAGCUGCAGUGUGAGUUGUACCCGUCCAGAGAAGUGGCCAUCUGUCUGGAUCCGUACUGCGGACUUGGCUUCGUCCUCUGGUGCCUCUGCAGGUUCGUGCGUCCCUGUGUUCUGACAGAAUAUUAAAUAUGUUAUCGUUUGAUUAACCUUCAGCCCCGUAAUAGACGUGCAGCCAAGAAGUCCUGGUACUGGAGCUGUCGGACCUGAACGGGUACAAAAAUGUCACCUGUUUUUGAGUGAAUAAGAACAAAAAUACGAAAUACAAAAUUAUGGACGCCUCAUCUGCUGCUGUGUUUAUAUUCUUCAAUUCCCAACUUAGAAAUAAGUCUUAGAGGAAAAAUCUGAGUUUUUAUUAUUAACACCGAAAAGAUGAACUUUCAGAAGGAGAAAAAAGCAGCAUCUUCAUACAUUUUCAGACCAGAAGAUGUUUAACUCAAAUUGAAACUCCCAACAGACGGUUUCUGACUUCUUCUAAGAACAAGAACAGGGUGGGACUGUUGUGUAAUAUUUCUCUGUGAAUCCAGACCUGGGCUCGGCUCGGCUUUAUAUCCUCGGCUCAUAAACUGUGAACUUGGCGAGAGCAGGUUUCUGCUGCUGAGUGUCUUAUAAAUAAAGCCGACUGUAAAUCACCUUCAGUCUGAGACGACCUUCCCCUCCUCCAGAGCAACGAUCACUCAAAUAUUUGUUUUAAUAAAGAGAUCUUUAAAGACCGUGUGGGUCUGUCUGUGUUUCAGCGUGUAUUCAGGACACCAGUCCAUCCUGAUCCCCCCGGUGGAGCUGGAAUCGAACCCGGCACUGUGGCUGCUGGCCGUCAGCCAGCUGAGGGUGCGAGACACCUUCUGCUCGUACAGCGUCAUGGAGCUGUGCACCAAAGGACUCGGCCUGCAGACUGAGGCGCUCAAGGUCAGAAACACACUGAUGCACUGAGGAUAAAGAAACAUUAGUGAGAUUUAUGAGUUUAGAGAAGAACAGCUGAACAUGUGGAGGAGAGCGGGAACACUUCAGGAAAGAUAGUCUUUAAUUGACCUUUUAAUGACCAUGAAACUGGGAACUUGGAGAUGUUCUGGGAUUCAGCUGGUAGAACCAGGUUUUAAAGGGAUAUUCCGGCGUAAUAUUAAUUUAGGGUCAAACACACCGUAACACCGAGUUAGUUCUGAGCAUUAUUUGUGGCUAUAGAGCGGCGUUUUGGUUGAGGGCGUGGCUCUCUGUAUUGCUAUCUGUGGUCAUUACUAAAGUUGGUAUAACUAGAGAAGCAAGCGGUCGGCAACAUUCAUCUCUGGAGGGGGUGUCUAACUCGGUGUUACGGUGUGUUUGACCCUAAAUUAAUUUUAUGCUGGAAUAUCCCUUUAAGAUCGUCCCUCUUUGGGUUUCACAGACUUACUGGAGUCGAGUUUGGAGGACUCCUUGUAGUUUUUAAACACACCGCAAUGAAACACUGAGUCAUUGUUAUCAGUAUAAAGGAUUAAAACAGCUCUUGUUUCUUCGUAGACGUGUGUCCCUCCUGGAUUUGGUUUGAAAUAAAGGACCAAAGAGGAUCACCUGAGGCUCUUUAAAGUUAAAAACUGUCCAAAUCACUUCUUUGUUUCUCCGUUUCCACUUAUUUCCACACGGUUCAACUCUAAACAAACCAGCUGUUCCUCCACCCUCAGAGCCUGACUAUGACUUGUCUGGUUGCAGAUGAUCCCAUUUCCCAGAAUGCAUCAGUAAAGUUGCAGAGGACACACUCAGACAAACAGCAGACCCUGAGUGUGUCUAACAGACUUCGAGACUCCACAGAAGAUCAGCAGUAAUGAACUCACGCUCCGUCUCUGUCUGCUCAGCCUGAGGCUGGAGUUAGCAGCGCUCUGAUUGGUCACCCUGGAAGCUGCUGAGUUAAUUUUAGUGAUUUUCUUUCUUUAAGUUUCCAUGGAGACUGAAAAGCCAAACACAGAGUGACAAGUACAAAUGUUCUCAACUCCACCGAUUUCUAUUUUCUCCACUAAAACACAAACACCCCUCUUAAUCUGUCUCUGACAUCAAACAGGCUCCAGCUGAUUUUUCAAACCUGAAACCAGUUCUUACCUAAACCCCCAACGAGGCCAGAUCCAGGAGCUUCAUGGAGUCUGUUCAGCAGCCUCCGAACAAUCAGAAGAGAGUUAAAACCAACAUGGAGGGAUGAUGACAGAGUGAGGUGGAUGGCGAUGGUUAAUAUUCUCUCUCCUCUUCCUGGUCCAGGCUCGAGGUCUGGAUCUGUCCCGGGUUCGGGCCUGUGUGGUGGUGGCAGAGGAGCGUCCCAGGAUGUCGCUCACACAUUCCUUCUCGAAGCUCUUUAAAGACCUCGGCCUCCACCCCCGAUCCGUCAGCACGGCGUUCGGCUGCAGAGUCAACUUAGCCAUCUGCCUGCAGGUGAGAAUAGACCCCCAAUUCCCACCGCAACCAGAACGGCUACGAAAAGGUCGUAUCCGCCGAUCGCAGCUGAUCGUAACCAUUCAAGUUAACGUGUCAAUUUCCACCGGCUUCUCAAGAGUUCUAUUUUUUUCCAGACACUGGAGCAUGCCGCAUAAAUUCAGCACAGAUUUACCUGUGCUGGAAAGGAAGUCAGGCACAGACACAAAAUAAAACACCCGGCUUCUUUUCAAAAUAAAACACUCUGCAUUUCAGGCGGAUCGUAUUUUACACUAUGUUAACAGGCGAAAACGAACAAGUGAAAGGUUUUUAGACGUCAUUUCACCCCGAUGACACCAUGGAUGAGGAGAUGCUGAUUCUAAAAGGACACAAUCUACUGCUUAUAUGUCUAUGUGGCUGUCUUUAUAGAGACAACCUGUUAUCGCAUGAUUGCACGUGAAUCCACAGGUUCUUGUGAGUUCUCGCGAUUUCCGCUGUUUGUAAUCCGCCACGAAAUUCGCCUCACAAACUGAUCUGACCAGAUGCGGUGGAAAUUUAGGGCAACAGGGCUGCCGUCACGCUGCACAGCACACAUGUUAAAACCACCAAUAAUCAAUAUCAAAUUUAGAUCGACUUUGUAUUAAGGGAAGUAUCUCCUGAUCACAUGCUCACUAAUCUGUGUGCUGAUUGGCUGCAGGGAACUUCAGGACCCGACCCGACGACUGUGUACGUGGACAUGAGAGCGCUUCGCCAUGACAGGUACAGCCGUUUGUCCUGAAGGCUUUUAUUUUGAAAAGAUUCAACAGAUCACAGUUUAAAGGUGAACGUUUGUGUGUUUCAGGGUUCGAUUGGUGGAGAGAGGAUCUCCUCACAGUCUGCCUCUGAUGGAGUCUGGAAAGGUGAGCGUUGUCCUCUUCACGCUUUGGAUGUAAACAAACAGACGACGGGUUUUAUCUUGUAGCACGGCGCGGUUUGUCCACAAAGUCCUUUUUUUUUUUUUUCUGCAUUAAUCCAAUCAUAACGUUUGAAUGUGGGACGUCAUCUGUGAUUGCAGCAGCCUGAGUAAAUCUGUCCUCACUCAGGGGUUUAAAAAAUUACAAUUUUAUAUCCGAAAACCAAAAACAGAUUUAGUUAAACAGCUCGAGCGUCUAUUUACUUUGAUUCUUUACCUCAGAGACCUGAUCUGUGCGGGCUUUUUGUAAAUUAAAUCAGUAAAACUUGAGUGAAUAAGAUUUUGAGGCUUUUUGGACGGAAAGAGGAAAACACUGGGAUGCACUGAAACAGCAGCAGAUUGGAGAUGGGACUGUUUCUGUUUUUGGACCCAACGUCCUCCCACACUGAGUGAGUCAAAGCAGACAGCAGGUUUUUGAGACCAUGACGAGCCCCGAGGCGUCCGUCCUCCCUGUCUGUCUGUCCGUGGACGUGUGGGUGCAGGAAGGAUCACAUCACAUUCAUCACGCAGGUGCACGACUUUUAGACCUGGAAACAGCCAGCAGUGAUGUCAGAGGGAACAGUGAGACGUUAGAGCGGUCUGGUGGAGGUUAAAAACGCCCCUUUAGACAUGAUGAUGUUUAAUUUGACUGAAACUUUCUAAACUGAUGAACUUUCACUCACAUCAGAGAUCUCUUUUCACUCUUCAUUUGGAGAAAACAAAACCGAAUAUAUUCUCACCGUUCAGCAGCACAUCCGCAGACCUGCAGCGUUCGACUCGCCCACAUUCAGUGAAAAUAUUCCAGCCUGAGUAUUUUUAGAGCACUUUUGAAAACAAUCUCACAGCGUGGAGGUCAGCGUGGGACUGCAGUGUUUACCUUUUUGUUUCUCAUCACUUCUGUCCUCAGAUGAAACAUUUUUAAGGGUUUGUUGUUUUUGAUUCUGGUGACCCAUUUAGAUGUUUUUCUGGGAUGAAACUACAUUUCCCAUGAGCGCCAUCACUCUAGCCAAAGCAUCCAUUUGUAGUUGAAGCUAAUCCAAAGAAAACAGACGUGUCUAAAAACCUCUUUUCAUCUUCAGGUUGAAGUAUUGAUUUGUAGCUGCUUAAAUCCGCUUCCUACGACUGAACUUUACAAACUCAGACGUGUCGCUUCAUCGUUACCCCUCACAGCCCUGUUGUCUCAUACUUUAACUUUUCAGUCCUUUAAAGAGUGUGAAGGAUCCACCAGCCGGCACAAACUACAAAUCCUGUCCAUAAUCGCUUCACUGAACGUCUGAAACAAUCCUACAGAUGUAAUUACUCGCUGAAAUCUGCUCCAGUGAAAGACUAAUUUGCUGCAGGAUGAAAAAUCUGUGUGAGUUAUUCUUAAAACUAAAGGAAGGACACUGAAAUGAAAGUAAAGGGACAAAGUUGUCUAGAUGGUCUCAAAAUAUCCCAAAACUAAGAUUUUUAAACAUUUUUUUUCAGCAGAGGAGAAAUGUGAUCCCUCUCUUAAAAAGUCCUCAAACCUGCUGCUUUAAUCCACGAGCAAAUUACACUGUACUCCUCCGAUCGCUCAGCGGCUCUGAUUUCACUUUUAUUGCAGAUCUCUUAGCAACUGAGUGAACUCCAUCAGAGAGGUCAGCGGAGAGCUGCUGCGCCGCACAGAGGCUAAAUAUACCGCAGUCAGACCAGAGAAGAGAGAGUCAGGUGUGAUAAAUGUUCAACAACUCCAGCAGAGUUAGAAACGUUAGAUCACUGAAAACAAAAGUUUGAUGUUUUUAUAUAAAAUAAAAAAAGUUUUUCUUGAACCAAAAGUUCAGAGGAACUUCAGUUUAAUGAGUUGAAGCUCGUGGCGUUUAAAGAGUGAGGAUUAAACCGUUGGACAGACCUUAUCUGCGAGGAAAAUCUCUCUUUGUUUCGGCUCCUGGACGUUUUAAAGUGACAGAUCUUUUCCUAGACUUUGAUGAGGUGUUCGUGUCUCUCCUCCUUCUUCUUCUUCUUCUUCUUCUUCCUCCACACUGACACACAAAGAGAAGAAGACGUCAUGUUUCUGAGCCGGUCAUCGAUCAGCCCGCUGUUUAUUUUGACUCACUGAACGUGGGAGGAGGAGGAGAAAUGCUUGUUUACCAGGCAGACCGUCCUGUCUUUGAACGCCUCAUGAACACACACAGAGUUUCAUGUGUUUGAGUUGGAUCUGUAUGUGGAGGAUAAAAACACAUCUGUGCAGCUGUUUCAGCUCCUGAUGAAGCUGUGAACUCAGAUGAUGAUGAUGAAUUCAUUUAUUUCAAAACAAAACAAACGUUGAGACUGUCUCUGUUUCUCUGCAGAUCUUACCUGGAGUUCGGAUCAUCAUCGCAAACCCAGAGACCAAAGGACCUCUGGGAGACUCUCACCUGGGCGAGGUCAUUCAAUCUACAUCCUUCAGUUUGACUUUAUUUGACUGUUUUCUUCUCUGCAUGUCUUCACUCUCAUUUUUAUGAGUUUGUCCAUCUUUUAGUUUUUCUUCUCUCUUUGUCUUUUCUGUUGUUUCGGCUUCUGUCUUCAUCUUUUCUCUCAGGGUUUCACCUGCUCCUCGUUUUUGUCUUUUCCUCACAUCUGUACGAUUCUACUUCUUUUUCUUUUUCUUUUUCUUCCUCAAAAUCUUUGUCAUUUUCUUAUUAAAUAUUUCUUUUCUCAUUAUUCAAUGUUUGUGUUUCAUUUUUUACCAAACUCUUCAUCUUGUCUGUUUUUCCAUAAUUUCUCAGUCCAUCCCUCUUUGGAUUUUCUUGUCAUGUGUUCUGUCUUGUGUGCUCUUCUCUGAAACAUGUUUUAUUACCUGAAAGUUUGACACACGUGUGACUUAAACUGAGAAAAAGACCCAAAACACAAACUCAGAGAGGAUUUUAGUUUUAAAGAAAAGGUGAAAAGUGAACAAAAUUGUUUCAAGAAGAACUUAAACUCAAAUUCAGAGAAAAGAAAAGAAAACUGAGGAGAGGAGAGAAGCAGCAGGAUUCACACGAUCAAGGAAAGACAGUGAGGCUGAAUCUUCAUCUCCCCCCUAAACCCUUAAGGACUGAAAUGACGCCUCUUUGAAAGAGAUAGAGUGCAUGAACCUCCAAGCCCAUGGGGAGUGCUAUGAACUCUGGGUGAUUCCCUCACACAAGUCUGCAGGGAUGCCCACUUACAUGGGAACCAGAGAGUGAAAACCACAAAAACGACAGGAACAGGAACUCACAGGGUCCAGGAGGUUCUCGUUCACAAACCCGUCUCUCCUCGUCUGUCUCUGUUUCUCCUCCUCCUCCUCCUCCUCCUCCUCCUGCAGAUCUGGGUUCACAGCGCUCAUAACGGCAGCGGUUACUACAGCGGCUACGGCGAGGAGGUCCUCCAGUCCGAUCACUUCAACUCCAGACUCAGUUUCGGAGACACUCAGACGGUCUGGGCCAGGACGGGAUACCUGGGCUUCCUCCGCCGCACCGAGCUCACAGACGCCAACGGAGGUCAGUUUCCUCUCCGACUCCAUCUUUUCCUCUCUGUCUGUGACUUAACCAGCAACAUGACGUCUCUUCUUCUGUGUUUGUGGAACAGAGAGGCACGACGCUCUGUUCGUGGUGGGAGCUCUGGAGGAAGCCAUGGAGCUGAGGGGAAUGAGGUACCAUCCCAUCGACAUCGAGACCUCCGUGAUCCGCGCUCACAAGAGCAUCAUGGAGUGGUAGGUCUGACUUUGAAAAAAUCUGUUUUUGUUUUUUGGUUGAUGAAUUUAUUUUACAGAAUUUUUGCACCGAUAAACUGAGAGCUGAGGUUGUCCUUAAAAAAAGAUGUGUAUAUAUUUGCUAAGCCUGAAAAGAUCGAGUUGCUACAUGGAUUUUUACAAAAAAAAAAAACAGCCGUACCAAAAAUAGCAAAAUAUAUCUGGGAGUUCUAAGGGUUAAGAAGAAAUCCAUAACAAUCAUGAGUUGUGUUUUAAUCUUGUGGUGGAGCUCUGCUGCCCCCUGGUGGUCCAGAAGAAAACACUGGUGAUGUGAUGAUGAUGAAUGAAUGCUCCUUCUCCUCCUCCUCCUCUUCCUCUUCUUCAGUGCCGUCUUCCCCUGGACCAACCUGCUGGUGGUGGUGGUAGAGCUGGAGGGCUCGGAGCAGGAAGCCCUGGACCUGGUUCCCAUGGUGACCAAGGCGGUGCUGGAGGAGCACUACCUGAUAGUGGGCGUGGUCGUGGUGACGGAUAUCGGCGUCAUUCCCAUCAACUCCCGCGGCGAGAAACAGCGCAUGCACCUCCGCGACGGCUUCUUACAAGACCAGCUAGACCCCAUCUAUGUGGCCUACAACAUGUAG